UGAAAAAAGAAGCAGAAUUGGUCCCUAGGAUCUCUCUGGAUUUUUCUCCUCUAUUCUCACUUUUUCCUUUCUGUUGGAUUUAAAAUCAAUCAGUCAAGGAAUCGAUUGAUUGAUCAGCAGCUGCAGUAGAAGAACAUAAGUGGAUUUAUUGUUUUAGUUGUAUUUUUUUUUUCAGAUGUAAGAUGCGGAGAAGUAGUUGUGUGUAAAAAAGAGGACGGAGCUGAUGAGGAUCACAGCGACACCAAACUGAUCAAUCGAUUAAGGAUGAUUAUCGGUGUUCGAAGCUGAGAGGGAAACAGUGAAGAUGUACGAGGAGAGGAGCAAAAGUAAGAAACAUUUCUGCUUCUGUUUCUAUUUUAUCUACAGCUGAAAGAGCUGGGUUAACUGAGUUUCACUGUAAUCACUGUCAUCAGAGUUACUCUCUGAGCAGCUGAAACCAUCCAUCAACCCCUUUUCAUUUGAUAAUCGAUUAAUUGUCUUCAUCAGUUUUAAAGUAGGACAGUCCCGCAAAUAGCUGUCAGCCUCUGAAAUGUUUCCAGAUUUUAAACUCCUAUCCCUAAAUGAGUGGUUUCUGUCUCAUUUCAACCCCAUUUAUAAUAAAAUAUUCUCGAUUUGUUCUCUGAGAAACGAAGAUGAACACUCUCUAAACUUUCAGAUUCAUCAAUCAUGAAAAUAAUCGAUUUUUAGAGGGUUUCUAUUUGCAAAAAGCAAAAUAUUUAUGGAUCUGCAGAAUACCAGAGAAUCAAAUGUGGUCUAACAGUGAUUAUUGCUGCUUAAAUACCAAAUAAUUAUUAAAUAAAUAUGCAGGAAUUUAAAAAUAUACACUCUUAACCUCGAGCUGACCCGGGUUGAAGUAAACGUUUAAAUAUGUGUUGAAUAUCACAGUUUAAGGUUUCCGUUUGCUUUAUUAUCAGGUGAUUAUUAAACAUAGAAACCUGGUGUGUUAAAGUAUCUGUCCUCACACAUGUGAUUUAAUAACACUGUCAGUUUGGAGAGUCCAUCCAGGACACGGACUCAACCUUGUUUAGGAUAGGGGAGAUCAGGUAUGGUUGCAACACUGUUUGCUUCAGCACCUGUGACUCACAUCCAUACAAAGGAUCCACUACAACCAGUUAAAUCAGUUUAAACCUCGUUAUCCAUACAGGGUGUCUCUCUUAUAACCUGCAGCCACAAAGAGGUUUACUGUAAGAGGAGAAAAAUCCAGAAAGGACGACGUCUCUCUAAGAAGACUCGUGUCAUCCCAUCUGUGGUCGAGCCCCUCAUAUUGACUAUGAUGACGAGUUUUAGGGGCGAGUAAAGGCUGGGGCAGUAUCAUGUUUCUAAGAUAAGAAAAAAAAGAGACACAUCACAGACCAUCUCUCUGCAGUUACUCCAGUUUUUAUGGUCUUGUGGCAGAAAUGACCAUCAGCGUCUCUCUGCUGUUCAGAGCUGCUCUGUGAGCUCUAAUCCUGACAGCCAUAGACCCUCACACAGUAAAAGAGGGUCCUGAAAUGAAGCCUGCUGAAAAUGUCAACUUCCUGUUGGUUUACAGCGGAGGAGGGCUAAUCGGUCUGCUGGCACCCUUUAGAUGUUUUUAAAAAUCCAGGAGGUUCACCUUAAAAGACGAUUUCUGUGACACAAACAAAAGUCUCUUCACACUGUGGUGAAAGAUCAACAGAAAGUCAGGGACGUAUCUGUCGUUUAGCCUUUCGCAGCACGUCUUUGAUUUGUAGUGGGGGUUCUUUUCACGUCAGAGGCCUGUACUACGAAGCUGGAUUUGAUCUUUGUGAGACAACGUCUGGAUAACUUCUGGGUUUUCCGUACUAUGAAGGUGGAUUUCUUUCUAUCCGGGUCCGUUGCCUUGGUAACUUGCGUGAACACCAAACCUGCUCUGUAGCAGGUUAUGUUUCAGGAUAAGAUCUCAGCAGGUACAAAAGACCGCCCACUGACCAAACGGAUCUCUUGGAAAAUGGCUUGCCCACUUUUGCCAGAUCCCGUGGACGUCAGUGCGCGUUAGAUCCGUUUGAUUUACUUGAUGACAUUCUCUCUAUGAACGUUCAAGGUUUUCCUUGGACUACCUCAAUAUUCAGGUAGCAUGUAGUCGAAGUAAAGCACUAAUAUUUGCCAAGCUCCAAGUUCCAGUUUCAUGCGGCAUACCUGUCAUCGUUUAGAAUCUAUUAAAGCAGAUUAGAAAACUCCUCUUAAGGUCCUUACACCUUUUUUUAAAACAGCUUAAAGUCAAUGCAAGCUUCCACACCGGCGGCGAUUUCCCCGAGGGGGGAAAAGCGUCUUUUAUUUUUUCGCUCUUGUGUCGAAUUUUUCGGAUAUUCGCAGGUGAAUAUCUGGACCGGCUAGACCCCUGGCCAAUCAAAAGUCAUGUUGUUGAUGAUGUCACAGACCCAUACGGCUGGAGGAGAGGGAGAAGUUUGAGAUUAUGAAAACGCAGAGAAAGACAGCUGAGGUGCAUCCAAAACUCUUUCUAAUUACUAAUGAAGUAGUUUUCUCACAAGAUGACACUCUCUUGUCUUUCUUAGGAGACAGGUGUCAUGCACACUUCACAGGGUGACCGCCUCAUCAUGCCUGAUUCUCCCUCUUAGCUGUUUGACAAACCGAUGAUCUGCAGCUAAAGGGCCAACAGAAUGACCAGACAACUUGAAGGAUCACUGCUCAGCCCUCGCCUCUCCUGGCUGCUGCGGCGUCUCUCACAGCUUUUCCUCCUCUUUCUCCCUCGCUCAUAAUGCUAGACAUGUCAAUCAGCAGCCAUUCACACGACACACACCACCACUGGCACCAAGAGCAACGAUGGGAGAGAGGCUGGUAAUAGCGGUACAGGACCACCCCGCAUCUCCUCUCCUCCGUGCUUUGCGAAAUUUAUACGCAUAUUCGCUUCGCGCCCGGUGUGUAUAGGCGAAAGCGAUUUUUCGGUGAAUAUUUUCGCAUUUUCGUCUCGCUUUUUCGCUUCACUCCGCAAAUUUGCUGGUGUGUAAGGACCUUUAACCCCAAAUGUGUCUGCAGAUGACGUGUGACCAUCAGAUAACGGAGAAAAAAGAAAAGAGCUCUUAACUGGGUGAGGAAAUCAUUGAUGACAUGCUUAAAGGAACUAUGUAUGUACAAAUAAAAUCUAACAAUAAACCUACUAACUACUUUGAAGGAUGUUUUUAGAUGUAAUUUUACUUCCUCCCACAUACUCUUUUCCCAACUGCUGUUACAUAUGAAAUAAUGAGGUCAAAGGUCAUACACACUGCAUCACAACAUAUUAGGGAACCAUAAAUUUUUGAAUGCAGUCCCUCCGUCUUCUAGCGGCUGCAGUAGUUUUGCUCCACGCCGUUAUAAUGUCAUGGUACUCCUUGUUUUUGCGUAAAAUAAUGCUCUGUUCCGCAGCUUGGUCCAGAGGCACUGACCCCGCCCCCUUUAUGUAUGCGCAUGCAGACCGAGGGCUCUAUUUUCGUGUACGCCCGCGAGGCAGUGGAGGGUGGCAGACCCCGCGCAGUUGUAUUUUCGUCUGGCGGAGCCUGGCGUACAGCCAGUUUGGUAUUUUCGUGGACUGAGGCGCACGGAGGUGAACCGAGAUCCGCUAAGCGGGGCAUGGUGGCGUGGCAGGGGGAGGUGUCGACAGAAUCAGCUGGCGCAGUGACAUUUUCGUGCUCGCCAGUGGCGUGCAAAGUGCGCUGAAAGCUCGCCGAUUCAAACCUGGUCAGCUUUCAGCGCAGGCGGAACGCAGCUGGUCCAGUAGUAUUUUGGUAGACCGGCGGCGUAUCGACAUACGUCACUGAUGCCUCACCGGCAGGUUUCCACAGUUUUAGGCACAUUUCAGUGCAAUAAAUAAUCAUCAACAACUAAUAAUCUGAGUCAGCAUAUACAUUUAGAUCUAUAUAGAUAUAUUCUGAUCUAUAUGUGAUCUGAUGAGCGCGUUUGGCACGCGUUUGGACACACAACCUGACCGAAUCAACACAGCUGAAACCGCAUUAAAUUAAACUAAAUAGACAUACGAUGAAGUUAACAAGAUAUGCAAUUUGUCUCCCUCCUUUUCUUUCUUCCUCUUCCUCUUAUUUAAUAAUAAUAAUAUCUUGCAUUUGUAUAGCGCCUUUCAAGAUACCCAAAGUGCUUAACAACACACUACAAUAAACAUAACUAGAUACCAAAAGCCUGGAUUAACAAGUGUCGCUUCAAGAGUCUGUGCUUGGCGAAUCUCAGAGGGGAGAGAGUUCCAGAGAGGAGGGGUGGCCACACCGAAGGCUCUGUCACCGAGGGAAUGGCCUCGCGCAGCUCGACCUGGACGUGUCUCCGUGUCCUCUCAGAUGAUUUGUUUCAGUGAUCAGAUGAGUUAUUUACUUUAAGCCUACAUACGGAUAUUAUAAUAUUCAGUUUUGUGAGCCAAAUUUAUUUUAUAUGCCAACAUCUAUGAAAGAAAGAGCCAGGCCACAGAGCGCGAUGCAUCAUUACGUACAGAUGGUUCUGAUUUUCAUGCCUUUUUUUGAGUUUAUGUUGUGAUCUGUGCGCACAACCCACCUUUGUCACGUGAGGUUUGAAUAUGAGCAACUUUAUGUGAGUCUUUAUUUGUGGAAAAGGGUGUUUGUCUUACCACUGGGUCCAACAUUACACACACCAAAUCCAUCUGUGCUUAUAUGAGACAGUGUGAAGGAAGUCCUCUGCAACGCUUACAGUGACACUUGUUGAGGAGCUGCCCUCUGUCUUCAUCGUGUGGCAUUACUGUCUUCAGACAUCUCUUGAUCUCUUUGACUACUUCACGAAAAUAGUAAUACGCCUCGCCGGUGGCGGAUUUAAAGGCGAGGAGAGGAGCUGAUGUGAUUGGUCAAUACAGGUCUCGGCUGUGUUAAACCCACUCCACGCCAUCUCUCCUCCCUCGCUACGACUUACGCCGCUGGGAGGAGCUGAGUUAGGGAGGGGAGAUACUUACGCCGGGCUGCGCCGCUCACCAAGAUACCAAAUUGUGCUUGGGAACGCCUUGUCGGUGCGGCGGACCUGACUUGGGCCAUGCCUGCGGCACGUCUCCGUCGAGGCACGAAAAUAAAGCCCCUAGACUGGCCACAACUAGAUUCAGUUAUCCAGUUGAUAUCCUGCUUCGUAGUCCAGCUGAUCGGGAUUAUGGAGAUCCGGUGAAGUCGAGCAAGUUGUGGCAGAGUUAUUCUGGGUGUGUUAAUCCAGCUUCAUAGUACAGGCCUCAGGUUUCUGCAUGUUUUUAAACUUGACUCUGGACUCUGGACUCUGAAGGGUUUGACUGGGUCUACCCGGGCUGUUACAGACCCUCUGCCUUUGUCUGCUGCUCUAGUUAUGACUUUAUUAAAACAAUCUAAUCAAAGCAGCUUUUAUUCAGCGACACUUGGAGUCUCAGACUUCGUCCAAUCAGCGGAAGCUUUAGUGUCAUAUUUUAGUCCAAAAUUGAGUUUGUGUCACUUCAGGAAAUCUAUUUCCGCCCAAACAUGGACCUGUUUUUAGACCUGACCUUUGUGUUUCUCGCUGUUUCUGAGGCCACAUAUAAAUUAAGAAGCGAAAAUGUCACCAUCACAUAAUGCUGUGUUUAGAGGUCAUGUUUUUUUUUAAUCUGUGACAGAGACUCACCAACAGCAGACUUGACUGUAGGAAACCAUCAGAGGGGCUCAGAGCUGCAGCAGUCCGGACGUAGUCAGUGUUCGGUGGGUGAAGGACAGAAGGAGCUCAGUAGAUUCACUCCUGAGGUCUUUGAGGUUACGAGGUCACUGCUUUACUCUCCGGUUUACCGUCUGAUCUCUUCACAGAGCUCGAUCAAACUCAGUCUUUUCUUCUUCACAUUCAUGCUCUGGCCCAAAUUCAACAAGAUUAGUAAUAUCUUCUUGGUGAUAUCUUCUGUGACCGAAACUUCGCCUUUAGAGCUGAGAAGUUUACAGCAGGCACACCUCCAGACGCUCCUUAUCUCAGCAUAGAAACCUCCAUCUAUCUGAGGCGAUGCAAAAGUGACAUCAUUAAAAAAAAGAAAAAAAAACUGAAGGAAAUGAUUGAAGGCAUCUGAUGGGGGGGUGCUAUUGCAUUCUUACAACUCCAUAAGAACUGUAGCUUCAGAGAUGUAGUUUUAAAUCUGCAGAUAAUGAAAUGAGACUCCUCUAAACUCUAAACUGCCAGAAAAAAAAUCCUUUUUUCUUCGUUUUUUUUUGAGAGGAAACUACUGCAGGUGAUUCGUUUUUUCUGCGUGGUGAGAGAGGUGGAGAGGAAGGGGACGAAGGGCUGUAGGGGACAGGUUUGAAGGAGGGAACUGAAAACGUACAUAAAGCGGAAAAUCAGAGCCGGCCGCCCAGCUGAAGGUCAUGGCUGAAAUGAAGGACACGGUGGUGCCAUCGAUUGGUUUACCUGCUGCUUCCUUUGACAACAAACACACGUGAGGAAGUGCGCCUCGAUUUCUGCUCCUUAUGUUGAAUCAUUUGACCACGAAUAAACUCAGAGCCUCUCACACCUGUAUCACCAACACAAACAUGACCUUUGACCUUUAUCAGGGCAGAGUUAACAGCACUUGCGCCCUCCAUCAUCAUAAGUGACUCAGUUUAAUCCGCCUGAUCCUGACGGGGAUCAGACUUCUUGCUCUCUGAAUUAAGAUGGCCUCCACAGACCUCCUGAUAGCGUUGUCAUGGAAAUGAGCAUUAACACAUGUGACAUCCUUGGUUGCCAUGGCAGCAAAGUUAAUCUGUCCCUUUUAUGUUCGGCCCCUAAGAUGAGGCUCAUUGUCGAGUUAUCUCAGGGACCUUCAAAGUGAGGUUGAUCUUGAGGAGACAAGAGCCGACAGAAGUCCUUCAAAGUGAUCAGAUACUUGGUUGAUUUCUCUCCGAUCAAAGACGGACGCGCCGGAAAGAGUGACUAUUAAAAGGUCAGAUUUCCUAGUUUCUUUGAACACACUAGCAGAGAGAUUAGCAUGCUGAGGUUUUAGCUGUGCCUAAUAAGAAAAGUUUACGGUGGAUUUAAACUCUGCAGAUCCUCCACCUAAAAGAAACUGAGCGGUUCUGGAGCAGGAGGACUUACUUGGGAAUGUGUGUUAGUGUUAAAAGCCAUAGGGCUCAAUGCUCGGUCCUCUUUUAAUCUUUGUUUUAGAUCCUACCUCGAGGGUCUGGUCUGAGAAGAGUCACGGUUACGAUCACAGUAGUUAUGACUGAUAAAGUUGAAACUGUGGAUAUGGAGAGCUAAAGCGAGGAGAACACACAAGAUUAUAGUUAGUUAGUUAGUUAGUUAGUUAGUUUAUUUGAUCAUCAUCACAGUAUCAAAUGCAAUCAUACAUAUACAAAAUCAUACUUCAUCAAAAGCAGUCUGUAACACUGUUAGGUGAUCAAAAGGAAUAGGCAGAAGCUCGAAGCUUGUAGAUGCCUGUCCUACAUUAUUAUGAUCGACAGUGUUUUAGAUUGAACACACACUGAGACUCUGGAUUGGUUUAUAGUGAGUACAUCCUCAGUUUUCUGUGACAGGUUCCACCAGGAUGAACCACCAAAAAAGCCUCUGUGUAACUCAGUAUUUCUACUGAGACGGAGACUGACCCAAACAAACAAGUGAUCCCGCGAGAAUCUCAUGAAACAUGAGGGUUUUUAUUUUACAGACAGAUCUGAAGAGCCAAACGUCUGAAAGUCCUGUCACACGCUUCACACAGACUGUCACAGUUUUAGUUUUAAAACUGUUGUUAGAAUAAAACAGACUAAUUAGUUUAUGUUUGAGUUACUGAUGCAUAGUGUUGUGUCAUUCAUGAAUGUUUCGUUCAAAAGAACUGAACUGCUGAGUGAACAACAUGAACUGAAUCACUCUGAGACCUGAUUCAUUCCUUUCUCAGUUCGGUUGAGCUCAGUUGCGAGCCUAGCAUGCCGGUCGGGAGUGGAACUGCUGCCUUUAACUCUUUAGUGAAUGACACACAGCCAGCCAUCGAGCGUGCGGAGUCUCGUGAUUCACUCACAGCAAAUGAAUGACAUGUAUCAGUCAGACUGUGAAUGAAACGAACUGUAAGAGCCAUUCACCAUGUAAGAGCUGUUCAUUUUAUUCACCUGGUGUAGUACUCAAUUGAGUCAGUGGGUGUCGCUGUCCUGUGGCACGACCACAGGUAUUUAGGGAACAUUGAUUGAUUUCACCUGUGGUUGGUUUGUUGAUACCGGAAGGGCCAAACGGUUUUUGACCGAUGCGGUGGCGGCUGUGAUAUAUGCUGUAUGAAACGAAGAAAGAGUAUGUAUUCGCUGUAUGCAAAAUAAAUGUGGAUUAUCGUGCAUCCCAGUUGAAACUACCUUUUUUGAACGAAGCUUACGGUAAGCCAUCGGCGUGUCAGCCAGGUGUCCCGGGAGUCAAUCAAACCACGUCAGUUUGGUGUUAGAUCAAGCUGCAACAUUAGUCAAAAACCGUCCACUUUGGACAUGUUUGGAGAAACUCCUGGCACUUUUUUGCCGUGUUACGGAGGCGACAUGGACACGGAAAGCUACCGGUAGCAAACCGCAGCCACGGUUAAAGUGAAGCCAAAAGCGUCUUUAUGCUGCGGGAGGAUCGGGAAGCUUCUGGAUCCCAUCCCAUCCUCCCUCAUCAAGCACUGCCUCCCCGUCAUCUCUCCCAUCAUUACACAGAUCAUCAACUCCUCCCUUAACUCCGCCACUGUUCCCCCUUCACUCAAACUGGCUGCUGUCACCCCCAUCCUUAAAAAACCUGGACUCAACCCCGACGAUAUCAAUAACUUCCGGCCCAUCUCCAACCUCCCUUUCCUGUCAAAAAUCCUUGAGCGUGUCAUUGCAUCACAGAUCAAAGCCCACCUCAACAAUAACAAUCUUCACAAACAGUUUCAAUCAGGAUUCCGCACCCACCACAGCACCGAAACUGCCCUCAUCAAAGUCACAAACGACCUCCUCAUUUCUGCUGACUCCGGCCAACUCUCCAUCCUCAUCCUACUUGACCUCUCCGCCGCUUUUGACACCAUUUACCACGCCAUCCUCCUGUCCCGCCUACACUCCCUCCUCAAUAUCACAGACACUGCUCUCAACUGGAUCCACUCAUAUCUCACAAACCGGAAUCACUUCAUCCACAUCAACAACUGCUCCUCCACAACUGCCCCCGUGUCCCAAGGUGUCCCCCAGGGUUCGGUGCUUGGUCCUCUCCUCUUUAUCAUCUACCUCAUCCCUCUCGGCCACAUCCUCCGUCAACACAAUCUCCAUUUCCACUGCUAUGCUGAUGACAUUUAAUUGUACAUCUCUUCCACCUCCAUCAACCCCCAGACCCAACGCUCCCUCUCAAACUGCCUCACUGAUGUUAAAAACUGGAUGGACAGCAACCUUCUAAAGCUCAACUACAACAAAACAGAUCUCAUCAUCAUUGGCCCCAAAAUCCCUCACCUCCACAGUCACAGACUUUCAUCUCUCCAUUAACAACUCCACCCUCUCCCCCUCCCCCCACUGUCGCAACCUUGGUAUUCUCUUUGACAGCAACCUCACCUUCACACAGCAUGUUAAGCAAAUCACCAAAACAGCCUACUACCACCUCAAAAACAUUGCCCGCCUCCGCCCCUCCCUCUCCUACUCUGCAGCUGAAACCCUCAUACAUGCAUUCAUCUCAUCCCGUCUAGACUAUUGCAACAGUCUCCUCCACGGCACUACCUCCACUCUCCUCAAUAAACUUCAGCUCAUCCAGAACUCUGCCGCCCGCCUCCUCACCCAUACACGCUCCCACCAACACAUCACCCCCGUCCUCCAGAGCCUUCACUGGCUCCCCAUCCCCCAUCGCAUUCAGUACAAAAUCCUCCUUCUCACCCACAAAGCACUCCACAACCAGGCCCCCCCCUACCUGCAAGAUCUUCUCCACCCCUACAUCCGCCCCGCACCCUCCGCUCCGCCGAUGCCAACCUCCUCACAGUUCCCUCGACCAAGCACCGAACCUGGGGGGACAGAGCAUUCUCAGUCACCGCCCCCAACCUAUGGAACUCACUCCCACUGGACCUCAGAAACUGCUCCAACCAUACCAGAUUCAAAACCCAGCUCACCCCCCCCCCCCCCCCCCCCAUCGAUUGUUGAUUUUACCUGAUUUUAGUUGAUUUUAAUUGAUAUUGAUGUAUUUUAUUGUAUAUUGAUGUAUGAUUUUAUUCAUGUACAGCGUCUUUGAGUCUGUGAAAAGCGCUUUAUAAAUAAAAUUUAUUAUUAUUAUUAUUAUUAUAUAAGCACAGCUGGAUUUGGUGUGUGUAAUGCUGGACCCACUGGUAAGUCAAACACUCUUUUAAACAAAUAAAGUCACUCACAUAAAGUUGCUUAUAUUUUAACCUCACAUGACAAAGGUGGGUUGAGCGCACAGAUCACAACAUAAAUUCCAAUAAUGGCAUUAAAAUCGGAACCAUCUGUGCGUAAAUGACACAUCACGCUCUGUGGCCUGGCUCUUUCUUUCAUAGAUGUUGGCAUAUAAAAUAAAUUUGGCCCACAAAACUGAAUAUUAUAAUAUUUGUACGUAGGCUUAAAGUAAAAAACUCAUCUGAUCACUGAAACAAAUCAUCUGUUCAGCAGCAGCAGCAGCAGGACAGAGAGAGGACACGGAGACAUGUCCAGGUCGAGCUGCGUGAGAAAUAAGAGGAAGAGGAAGAUAGGAAAGGAGGGAGAUAAAUUACAUUUCUCGUUAACGUCAUCAUGUUUGUCUAUUUACUAGAUAUUUAAUUUAAUUUAAUGCAGUUUCAGCUGUGUUAAUUCGGUCAGGUUAAGUGUCCAAACGCGUGUUAAAUGUGCUCAUCAGAUCAGAUAUAGAUCAGAAUAUAUCUAUAUAGAUCUAAAUGUAUGUGCUGACUCAGAUUAAUAGUUGUUGAUGGUUAUUUAUUGCACUGAAAUGUGCCUGACACUGUGGAAACCUGCCGGUGAGGAAUCAGUGACGUAUGUCGAUACGCCGCCGGUCUAUCAAAAUACCACUAGACCAGCUGCGCUCUGCCUGCACUGAAAGCUGACCAGGUUUGAAUCAGCGAGCUUUCAGCGCACUUUACAUGCAGGUGGCGAGCACGAAAAUGUCACUGCGCCAGCUGAUUCUGUCCACACCGCCCCCUGCUGCGCCACUACGCCCAGCUUGGCGGACCUCGGUGCGCCUCAGUCCAUGAAAAUACCAAACUGGCUGUAUGCCGGGCUCUGCCAGACGAAAAUACCACUGUGCGGGAUCCGCCACCCUCCACAGCAUCGCCGGCGGACACGAAAAUAGAGCCCAUUGUCUUGAAUCUUUACAAUCAGCCACGAUCGGAGGAUACGACCUUUUCGUGGCUGUUCGGGAUGCAGUGGAAAUUGGGGGUGAGGUGAUCUAAUCUGAUCAUAAUCAAGAAUCAGAAGUAUGACCUGCAGUUCAGCAAACAGGUCGAUAGUAAACAUGGAGGCUGCUGGACUGGAGCCUGAUCUUAGCUUCAUUAGCAGCCUGCUAACCAGUGCUAACACAGAUAAUCAGUGCAGAUAACCCAGACCUCUGCACACAGGGACAGCUGCUUCUGUUUCUGCUUCAUUUUUUCCCCUUGUCUAAAUUUACACCAAGAGCAUGAUGGGAAAUACUCUCAGCAGAUAUUCUAGCUGAAUAUAGAAUCAGUGAGAGGUCAUUUUAGACUCUCAAAAGGACAGAGGUUCAAACGGAAUAUGAAUAAGAGGAAAAACAAAGAACUCUAUCUGGAUUUUCAACGGUCCAGAUCGGCUCAAUAAUCAUCAUGAACAUAGUGCUGAUGGAUCAAUGACGUUUCUGCGUCUCCAGACUCUGAGCUGUUGCGAGUCUGUGAUGUGAGCAGUGAAGAAGAAGAAGAAGAAGAAGAAGAAGCGCCCCAAACAUUCACUAAAUGAACUGAUGACCUUCCAGCUGGACCAGGCUGCAGGGCAGCAUGACACACACACACACACACACGUACACACACACACACACACACACACACACACACACACACACACACACACACACUUAAGAGACAGGGCAGUGAAAAGUAGAAAGUUAACAAGGCGAGUGGAGAGUUGUGUGCAAGUGAUGGAAUGCCCCACUACACACACACACACACACACACACACACACACACACACACACACACACAUGCACACUGUGUUGUCACGAUGAUAUGAGUUGACUCAGGGUAAUUCAGGGAUAAUUAGUCGGUUCUCGUCAUCCUGCGGGUGAAGCAGCUCCUCCACAGGAAGAAACAACGUGACCCACAGUCAUGUGACCUGCAUCGCCUGAACCUCGGCUGCUGAUUGGACGGAUGACAAACCUGCUGGGAUGCUGCCCGCUCUAAGCGCAGUAAAACAGAGACUGUGAAGAACUGUUGUAUUUUUGUGUUUCAGUCUCAGCUGACGGUUUCCAGGGUUUAGACUGAUCCCGCCCUGUUAGACGAAGAGAUAAUCCAUCUCAGGCAGCAGCAAACAGGAAGCUUCUUUGUCCUGUCACAUGAUCGCUGCGAUGUGAUGGCGCCGACAGCAGAGGAUCCAUCCACACUCAGGUUGAAAUCUCUAUAACCAGAAACUCUGUAGACUUUUUAAAUACAUACACUGAGUAGUACUGCACUACUGCCUUACAGUUGUGCUCAUAAGUUUACAUACCCUGGCAGAUUCUAUGAUUAUUUGGCCAUUUUUCAGAGAAUAUGACUGAUAACACAAAAACUCUUUUUCCACUCAUGCUUAGUGGUUGGGUGAAACCAUUUAUUGUCAAACGACUGUGUUUUCUCAUUUUAAAUCAUAAUGACAACAAAAAUUACCCAAAUGACACUGAUCAAAUGUUCACAUACCCUGGUGAUUUUGGACUGAUAACAUGCACAGAAGUUGACACAAAUGGGUUUGAAUGGCUACUAAAGGUAACUAUCCUCACCUGUGAUCUGUGAUCUGUUUGCUUGUAAUCAGUGUGUGUGUAAAAAGCUGAGUGAGUUUCUGGGAUCCAGACAGACUCUUGCAACUUUCAUCCAGCCACUGACGUUUCUGAAUUCUGAGUCAUGGGGAAAGCAAAAUAAUUGUAAAUGGAUCUACCGGAAAAGGUAGUUGAACUGUAUAAAACAGGAAAGGGAUACAAAAAGAUAUCCAAGGAAUUGCUAAUGCCAGUCAGCAGUGUUCAAACUGUGAUUAAGACAUGGAAAAUCAGGGGCUCUGUUAAAACCAAAUGGUCAGGUAGACCAACAAACUGUCAGAAAAAUUGAUCGGGAUGCAAAGAAAACCCACAGAUAACAUCUGCUGAAAUACAGGACUCUCUGAAAACUAGCGGUGUGGCUGUUUCAAGAGGCACAAUAAGGAGGCGCUUAAACAAAAAUGGGUUGCAUGGUCGAGUCGCCAGAAGAAAGCCAUUACUGUGCAAAUGCCACAAAGUGUGUCGCCUACAAUACGCCAAACAGCACAGAGACAAGCCUUAAACUUCUGGAACAAGGUCAUUUGGAGUGAUGAGACCAAAAUUGAACUUUUUGGCCACAACCAUAAAUGUUUCGUUUGAAGAGGUGUCAACAAGGCCUAUAAUGAAAGGAACACCAUUCCUUCUGUAAAGCACGGAGGUGGAUCACUGAUGUUUUGGGGAUGUGUGAGCUACAAAGGCACAGGAAACUUGGUCAAAGUUGAAGGAAAGAUAAAUGCAGCGCAUUAUCAGCAAAUACUGGAGGAAGAAUUGCACUCAUCAGCCCGGAAGCUGCACAUGGAACGUACUUUGAUGUUCCAACAUGACAAUGAUCCAAAACACAAGGCCAAGUCGAUCUGUCAUUGGCUACAGCAGAACAGAGUGAAGGUUCUGGAGUGGCCAUCUCAGUCUCCUGAUCUCAAUAUCAUUGAGCCACUCUGGGGAGAUCUGAAGUGUGCAGUUCAUGCAGGACAGCCCAGGAAUUUACAGGAACUGGAGGCUUUUUGCCAAGAGAGAUGAGCAGCUUCACCAUCUGAGAAAAUGAAGAGCCUCAUCCACAACUACCACAAAAGACUUCAAGUUGUCAUUGAUGUUAGACGGGGAAAUACACGGUAUUAAGAACUGGGGUAUGUAAACUUUUGAUCAGGGUCAUUUGGGUGUCUUCUGUUGUCAUUAUGAUUUAAAAAUAGAAAACACAGUUGUUUAUCAAUAAAUGGCUUCACCCAACCACUGACCAUGAGUGGAAAAAGAGUUUUUGUGUUAUCAUUCAUAUUCUCUGAAAAAAGCCCAAGAAAGCAAAAAUUGUGCUGGGUAUGUAAACUUUUGAGCACAACUGUAUAUUCAGACAAGGCAAGCACUAAAAACUCUUUCGUAGAGGUAGCCAUUUUGUUUCUGCCUCAGAUUUUUGCUUUUUUCCGACUUGGUAACUGGGAACUCAGGUGUGACGUCUUUUUAGCUCUGACUUCUGAGGUCACUCGAACGCAUCACAUGUCCAGUUCAAAUCCUGACAUUGUAUUGGAGUUGCCAUGGUAACCCACAUAAACGAAUGGCAUUUAAAGAAACAGUAUACAGAAAAAUGAGCAUUACAGUCGACAUGGGACAUAUGUGACGUACACAGCCUCCUGACCGGUGAUCGCUGCAUGUGCAUCUCUCCGUUCUUGUCUUAGUGAAAAGACAUCUUCUGGCUUGUUCAAGACUGCUGCAGUGGCGUCUUCAUUCGACUUCUCAGCAGUGUCAGCUGUUUUAGAUUUAGUCUUACUGGCUAAACCCACAGGAUCCGGAACAGCUCCAUUCCACUCAGUUUUGGCAGGCGGAUCAGAUCCGUAAGCAUACAGCACCAGCCGGAUCAGAUUCGUCACCAGCAUCGGAGGAGAAGCACUCGCGAGAUUACCAGUGAAUUUCGUGAGACUGAACAAGAUCUCGCGCGCUUCAUAGAAUGAGAUCCGCCGAUCGUGGUAUACAACAGUGUUGUUUUCAUUGACGUUGACGAAAUAUUUUCGUGACGAAAAUACUUCGUCAACGCCCCUUUUUUUCCCUAACGAAGAGGUGACGUUGACGAGCAAAACAUAAUAAUAAUAAUAAUGCAUCAGAUUUCAUAUAGCGCUUUAUCAGAGACCCUCAAAGCGCUUUACAUUGGAUACAUCAUUCAUUCGCUCACACAGUCACACUUUGGUGGUGGUGGAAAUGUGGCUGCCAUUCUGCGCCUACGGCCUUUCCGACCACCACCACACAACACUCACAGUCAUACACCAGUGGAGGACACACACUGGGAGCAAGGUGGGUUAAGUGUCUUGCCCAAGGACACAACGGACAGACUUGGAUUAGGGGGGAAUCGAACCGCCAACCUUCCGGUUAUUGGACGACCGCUCCAUAAGUUUUAGAUGACUAAAAUGUGAUGAGAAGAAUGUGCUUUUACGUUGACAAGAGUAGAUGAAAACGUUAGUGGUGGACGACGAACAGAGUUGCAAAAUUCAUGAGCAUUUCGUCAGUCAAAUGCUAAACAUAUAGGAGCAGCUUCAGUCUGCUCUGACAGCUGUCAUCUGUCCGCUAUACUCCUCCAACACACACACACACACGUACACACACACCAAUGCUGUCCUCACUGACACCGACGAAAUAUUUUCGUCAACGUCAUCAUCAAUGAACUGUUCAAUGUAUUGACUUUCUUUUAUUUUGAAAACUGUGGGUUUUGCCCGUUAGUCUACUAAACUGAAGUACUGUUCAGUUUCAGCAAAGUCCAAAACAUCGGCAUCAUCUUUUUCGUCCAUACACUUUCUGUCCUCCAAGUGAUUCAUCCUGCGUCUUCAGCUUCAGUUUGGACACGGAGCUGUUAACUGCUACAUCAACAAAAAACACGUCAAUCCUGAAAAAUACUAGCUCCUCGUGUCUUUGUUAUUAACAGACAUUAGUAAAGGUUUGUGAAUGGAGAUGAGACAGAAGCAUGGAGGCACAGAGGUCCGUCAGAGGUUCAGAGAUUUAUUCCUCUUAAAUUGAGAUGCAGUGCUGCAUCCAGAGUAGAGUUGGGCGGUAUGACGGUAUAUACUGUGUGACGGUAUAAAAGUGUAGAAAUUUUGCUCUCCUGUUUAUACUGUAGAGAGAGAGAGAGCAGAUGUCUGCUGCAUCUCUCUGAGUCAGUGUGUAGCCGAGCACAUCCGUUUCGAUGCGCUCCCUAUAAUCACGAGUGUGUCCAGCAGACUGCUUGGCAUAGUUUCAACGAAGAAGAAACAGUUUCACUGGUGGUAGUCAUGGCGCACACAGAGAUUUGUGGCAGUACUGAGCAAACAGAGGCAGCCCGACCCAUCCAACACAAGGAAGAGGAGGAGGAACUUGUUCAGUUGUCUGGAGAUUCUUCGGAUUUAGAAAAUCCAGCAGCGAUCAAAAAACAAUACUAAACAAAGAGUGUCAUGAGACUGUCAUUGGUGGAGAAAGAAACACCAACAACCCCUUCCACCACCUAAAGAUGAAACACGCCAAGCUCUAUUAUGAGAGCCAAAAGAUACGUGACGCACCUGCUGCACCAGAAACUAAAACUGCAGCAGCUCCUCUUAUGCUAAAGAGUUUGGCAGAGUCUUUCGCCAAAGAUACGCCAUAUGAUAAAAAAUCACCAGACUGGUCUGACAUUUUGUCUGUGUUUGUAUAAAAAUCAGAGUUUAAAAAUAAAAGGAAAAUGAACAAAUGAGACAGUAUGGUUAUUUUUAAGUCAUUAAUUGAAUUUACAGGGGGAAAAACAUACCAUGAUAUUUACCAUUACCGUAAUAUGAAAUUACACCCUUCAUCUAUCCCCGCCCUCUCCAAGAUGGCAGCAUGUGUGGUGUCUCUGUUCAGUCUCUGCUCAGUGUUUGUCUGUUUUUAAUAUUUCUUUUGGAUUUUAAAUUACUUAGACAGUAUUUUCCAUUGUGGACUAUUCAGUGCUCUAGUUUACUUAAAGAUUGCAUCAAGGUUUGUGGAUUUUGGGAUUUUCCUUUGGGAAGCUACUCUGCUCUACUUUGUUUGGCUACUCCAUAGGCCACCUGUUAGCCUUUUAAAUCUACUCAAGACUCUGGGAGCUCCUGCAGUGUGGCUACAUUGCAGCCAAGAUCUGCAGCAGUACCAACAACAAGAAAAGCUCAGUAGCCUGAGGCCUACCUCAUCCACCCAGCCCUGCAGCCUGAGGCCUACCUCAUCCAUCUAGCCCUGCAGCCUGAAGCCUACCUCAUCCAUCCAGCCCUGCAGCCUGAAGCCUACCUCAUCCACCCUGCCCUGCAGCCUGAGGCCUACCUUAUCCACCCUGCCCUGCAGCCUGAGGCCUACCUCAUCCACCCUGCCCUGCAGCCUGAGGCCUACCUCAACCACCCUGCCCUGCAGCCUGAGGCCUACCUCAUCCAUCUAGCCCUGCAGCCUGAGGCCUACCUCAUCCACCCUGCCCUGCAGCCUGAGGCCUACCUCAACCACCCUGCUCUGCAGCCUGAGGCCUACCUCAUCCAUCUAGCCCUGCAGCCUGAGGCCUACCUCAUCCACCCAGCCCUGCAGCCUGAGGCCUACUACCCAGCUCUGCAGCUGAGGCCUAUCUCAUCCAUCCUGCCUUGCAGCUGAGUUAACUUCAAUCAUGGCGAGUAUAAUUCUCGCCCUCCUGGCUUUGGUCUGUUUGCCUUUAUUUUUAGAGUAUGAAGCCAACCAGGAGAGCCCAGUGAGUGUCUGUAGCGUUUCCCUACAUGUUCUUUGUAUGUCAUCAUGGUCAAAGGUUACUAGCUGGGCGCAGGACUUUGAUAUCAAUCAAGGGUGCUGGAUGCUUGAAAUGAGCCAGGUCUGAAAGCAUGUAAACUUUAAUUAUCUUUUAAGCCUUCUUCUCCUAAGUGACUGCUUUAUCCCAUCAAAUGACUCUUGGCCUAUUACGAUGAAUGAUGUCUCUAAGAAAAUCAAGAAGCAUUUCCAUGAAAUACGCAUGUUGAAAUGUAUGAUUAUGCUUAUGUUGUUGAUAUCAGGGAAUGUUCAGCCUAACCCAGGCCCUGUGUCUGAUAUGAUAUCACUACAAACCCCUGCUGAAUUUUUUAAUAGGUCUGGUAUUGGUUUUGUACAUAUGAACGUGAGAAGUCUUUUGCCCAAAAUUGAUACGGUUAGAAUUUGGCCCAAAUUAACAAAUGUUGACAUCAUGGUUUUAUCUGAGACAUGGCUGAGUAGAUCCACGCCUGAUAGUCAUAUUUAUUUGGAUGGGUAUAAUAUCUUUCGUGCUGAUCGCCGUGCCAAAGGUGGAGGAGUAGCAAUUUAUGUUAAAAAUACAUUUCAGGCAAAAGUAUAAUUAUCCAAGUCUGUGCCUAAACAAUUUGAAUUGCUUGUCUUGAAAGUUGAAUUUACGAAGAGCUGUGUUAUGACAGUAGGGGGAUGUUAUAGACCUCCUUCUGCCUUAAAGGAUACACUACUCUCAUUGUCUGACUGCUUAUCAACUAUUAACUACAAUGAUCUGCUUUUAAUGGGGGAUUUAAAUUGGGAUUGGUUAACCCCUGCUUCUGAUUCUUUUAAAUGUUUCUGUGAUUCAGCCCUUUUGGCUCAAAUUACUAACUCACCAACUAGGCCAAACUCUAAACACCCUGAGAAGUCGACACUCCUUGACUUGAUUUUAACCAAUUUUCCCCAGAAAUACCAGGCUACCGCUGUGUUUGCAAAUGAUGUGAGUGAUCACUGUGUUAUUGCUUGUGUGAGAGACACAAAGUUAUCAAAAUGUAAAGUCAUUUUCUGAACAAGCCUUUUUAAAUGACAUAUAUCUAUGUGAUUGGACCAGGGUAAAUUUGAUUCCAGAUGCUGAGACAGCUUUACAGUAUUUUAAUUCCUUAUUUUUGGACAUUAUAGACAAACAUGCUCCUCGCAGAAAAUACAAGGUUAAAGGUCGUGAUAAUCCUUGGUUUUCAGAGCAAUUGUCUGAUUUAAUUCAUUAAUGAGAUCUUGCCUGGGCAACUGCAAGAAAAUCCAAAAAUAGCUCAGACUGGCAACUUUUUAGGCAUCUGAGGAACAAGUGUGUCUCUCAAAUACGUAAAGCCAAAGCCGAUUUUUAUCUUAAUGAGUUUGUGACAGUGCAAAGAACCCUUCUAAAUUCUGGAAAAUGAUUAAAUCACUGUCUUCAGGGUCAAAGGAUACUGUGCUGCCAAAUACAUUAAAGUUGAAUGAUGAGACCAUUACAGACAAGAAAAGUAUGUUAGAUUCCUCUAACCAGCACUUUAUAUCUUCUGGGUUGUUGUUUGAGCAGGACAUACCACAAGUGGUGAGUCAACAGGAUCACUCAUUGUCCAGGGAAAAUCUACCUUUUGAUUUUGAUCUUGCACCUUUGUCUAGAGAUGAGGUAUAUGAUGCUCUCUUAAGGUUAAAUGCCAAGAAAUCCCCCAGUCCUGAUGGGUUGGGUUCUUUCUUUUUACAACUUGCUGCUGAGCAUAUUGCAGACCCCUUGACUUAUGUUUUCAAUCGGACUUUAGAAACUGGGAUUAUACCUAGCAUUUGGAAGUCAGCAUAUGUUACUCCCUUACUGAAGGGUGGUGACUGAUCUAAUCCCAAUAAUUAUAGGCCGAUAUCCAAAUGACCUAUUCUGGCCAAGGUCUUGGAAGGGCUUAUAAGUGAUCAGCUGAAAAAUUUCUUGACAUCAAAUUGACUCUAAAGAAUAUUGUGUUGCUUUGUUCCUAGAUCUGUCAAAGGCUUUUGACAUGGUCGACCACUCUGUCUUGUCCCAGAGAUUGGAGAAUAUUGGAAUGUCUUCUAAUGCGGUGAAAUGGUUUGGUAACUACUUGAGUGGCAGAACACAAAGGGUUCAGGUUGAUGGUUUGUGUUCCAACUCCUUGUCUAUUCAAAACGGUGUCCCUCAGGGGUCUAUACUGGGUCCUAUUUUUUUUACUAUUUACAUUAAUGUAUUAUGUCAAAAUGUAACUGAUGCCAAUUUCCAUUUUUAUGCAGAUGACACCGUUUUGUAUUGUUCGGCUACAUCAAUACCUAGUGCAACAGGGCGGCAGUAGCUCAGGAGGUAGAGCCGUCGUCCAAUAAUUGGAAGGUUGGCGGUUCGAUUCCCCCCUAUCCCUAGUCUGUCCGUUGUGUCCUUGGGCAAGACACUUAACCCACCUUGCUCCCAGUGUGUGUCCUGGUGUAUGAUUGUGAGUGUUGUGUGGUGGUGGUGGGAGGCGCAAAAUGGCCGCAACAUUUCCGUCAGUCUGCCCCAGGGCAGCUGUGACUACUAAGGUAGUUUACCACCACCUGGGAUUUCACUUGGAAGAAAAUUUGUCCUUUAGGCACCAUAUUGAAUGUCUUACAAAGAAACUCUGGGUGAAACUGGGUUUCUUCUAUAGAAACAAGGGUUGUUUCUCCUUUGGUGCAAGAAAAAGGCUUAUACAGGCAACGUUUUUAUUCAUACUUGAUUAUGGUGACUUCUUAUACAUGCAUGCAAAUCUCUCUUCUUUAAAAAUGCUGGAUUCAGUGUAUCAUGCGGCAUUAAGAUUUGUAACUGGCUUAGAUUUUUGUACUCAUCACUGCAGCUUAUGUAUAAGAGUGUUGGUGGGUCCUCUCUGCAAAAUCGUAGAUUGGAACAUUGGUAUAUCUUACUUUACAAGGCCAUUCUAGGUGACUUGCCCUCUUACCUAUGUUCCCUCUUAACUCCUAAAAUCACCAACAGGAGUAAUCUCCGGUCUGAUGGACAGAUCAUGUAAGCUAUUCCCCUGACAAGGACAGUUUUUGGCGAAAGCGCUUUCAAGGCUUUUGCACCCUCCUCCUGGUGUAAUUUACAGGGUUAUUUAAAUUGGAUUAUCUGCCAAGUACGGAACAUUUUAAAACUAGAAUUAAGGAGUUUUUGAGUACUGAAUGCACAUGUCCUCUUUCUGAACGCUGAUUUAUUGCUGUGAUUUGCAUACUGUAACUGUUUUGUUUUUCUGUGUGUUUUUUUAUUUUUUUAUUUUUUUAUGUGGAACUUCUUGUGCUGCUAUCCUGGCCAGGACUCCCUUGUAACAGAGAUUCUGAAUCUCAAUGGGUUUAUUUCCUGGUUAAAUAAAGGUUACUAACUAACUACACAUAAUGUGAUAUAAGGACGAAACGAGAACAUUUCAAAACAUCUUAGCACAGCAGAAAGGCAUUCUGGGUAAGGGGAAAUCCAGGAAAUCAGAGAGAGAGAGAGAGAGAGAGAGAGAGAGAGAGAGAGAGAGAGAGAGAGGAUCAACGUGUAAUCUGACCGCUGCCAUCUCCGGGUUUUAUCUGUGUGUGUGUGUGUCUGUGUGUGUGUGUGUGUGUGUGUGUUCAGAGUCCUCAGGUACCAACAAAUAAAUCACAGCCCAUAUCACACACACACACACACACACACACACACACACACACACACACACACACACACACACAGAUCUAGGUCACAGCUGUUCACUACAAUAUUUCUGUUUUCCUCUGGAAAAUGUCACCUCGCUCCUCCUUGCCUCGUCUUUCCCUCCAUCAUCUUCAUCAUCCUCAUCAUCUUCAUCAUUCAGGUGAAUGAUAAAUAUUAAUCACAUAAUACUCCAAAUAAAAAAAGUCCUGCUUGUAAACAUCAGCAGCACUGCAGUACUGAGUAUUGCAGUAAAAGUGUAUCUGAGUUCUCAUCUAGGGCUGCUCAAUGAAGCAAAAAUGAUCAUCAUGACAAUUCUGAUUGAUAUUAAUAAAACAAUCAUGAAAAAACAACAACUCCUGAUUUGAUAUCCUUAUUACACACAUUAAAACAACUUCUUUGAGACUGAAAAUCAGAGUCUCAGAUUUUUCAAGCUUUUACAAAGCGACUUGAUCAAGACUGAAGGCUCUAUUUUCUUGCCUCGCCAGAGACGUGGCGCAGGCGCAGCGUAAGACAGGUCCGCCGCGCCGACAAGGCGUUCCCAAGCACAAGUUGGUAAUUUGGUGAGCGGCGCAGCCUGCCGUAAGUAUCCCCCCUCCCUAAAUCAGCUCCUCCCAGCGGUAUACGUCGUAGGGAGGGAGGAGAGAGGACUUGGAGUGGGUUUAACACAGCCAAGACCUGUUUUCACCUCUCCUCUCCAUGCUUUAAAUCCACCACCGGCGAGGUGUAUUACAAUUUUCGUGAAGUAAGAGAUGUCUGAACACAGCAAUGCCACACGAUGGCAACAGAAGGCAGUCCCCAACAAGUGUCACUGUAAGCGCUGCAGAGGGCAUCCUGCACACUCUCUCAUAUAAGCACAGAUGGAUUUAGUGUAUGCAAGGUUGGACCCACUGGUAAGACAAACACCCUUUUCCACAAAUAAAGACACUCACAUAAAGUUGCAUAUAAACCCCACGUGACAAAAGUGGGUUGUGCGCACAGAUCACAACAUAAAUUCCAAUAAUUGCAUUAAAAUCUGAACCAUCUGUGUGUAAAUGAUAGCCUGGCCGGGCCAUCCUGUUGCGUGAAUCACUUGAUGUUCCUUCCCACCACAGUCUGGACUUCAGCCCAUAGGGAGCGUGGAUUCCCGAUCAGAAAAUAACCGGGCCAAUCAGAGACCGUGUUUCUACUGUUACCCGGACAACAGGGAAGGGCAGCCCCUGAUUGGUCCAUGUGUAGUGGUGACGUCUAACACAUGCUGCGGGACUUUUCAAAGCCCCGUUCAUUCAGAACGCCGUUAAUUCUGCAGUUGACUCUGCAAAGUCGGCAGAAAUCAUUUAUAUCCGACGUCUUCUGCGUAUAUAAACGAUUUCUGCUGACUUUGCAGAGUCAACUGCAGAAAGAGGAAGAGGAAGAUAGAAAUAGGGGGAGAAGAAUUACAUAUUUUGUUAACUUCAUCGUGUGUCUAUUUACUGGAAAUGCUGACUCAGAAUAUUAGUUGUUGUUGAUUAUUUAUUGCACUGAAAUGUGCCUGACACUGUGGAAACCUGCCGGUGAGGCAUCGGUGAUGUAUGCCGAUACACCGCCGGUCUACCAAAAUACCACUUUCACAUCCCAACCUCCCAAAAGAAUGUAAGGCUUACAUCUGCUCACUGGAGACAAAGGUGUAAACCUUUAACACUAAAUCACAAUCCUUCUACAACCUCCUGUCUCUAUACAAGAUAACCAAAGAAGCCUUCCCAAAACACAAACUUUCUAUCCUUCCUACUUCAAAGAGACAAAGACACUGUUUAUGGCCAGCAGGAAAGAACUGCAGGACCACUUGAUCAGAUAAACAUCUGGCAUCACACCUUGACUUGUCAGGUUUAUCAGCUCAGCCAUAAAUCCUACAUUGGGUUGAUCUUUCCUGUGCUCUCUGUGAGUACAAUCCAAAGAGAAUAACUACAACUAGUCCAAUUACAGGUUGGAUGGACAGUGAGCCAUGAUUUUCUGUCAGUACUCAACAUGUGCAGUAAAACAGUCUUUCUCCCAUUUUCCUAUCAUGUUCAUAAGCCAAGAUCUCACACUGACAGAAUAAAUCCUAAAGUCUUAAAGUUUGAAUUCUAACCCUAUUCUAGUAGAAAUAGUGUAGAAAUGUUUAGUUUAUCUCUUAAUCAUUUGUUUAGCUUAUUAACCGUUCGGUAGUUAUACUCUUAGUUAGUAAUCUGAAUGUUGGUUUGUAGAAUCCAUUGUUAACCCUCAAACGCCUCCACUGGCUUCCCAUCAAAUAUCGCAUCAUCUACAAACUCCUCCUGCUCACCUACAAAGCUCUCCAUGCCCUAGCCCCACACUAUCUGUCUGACCUCCUCAAGGACUACAUCCUCAAGCGUACUCUGCGGUCUGCGGACCUUGGGCUCCUCACUGUCCUUUAUGGGAAAAGGCGAUCCCUCGGUGACAGAGCCUUCAGUGUAACUUUUUGUGCGCAUAGCAAUUCAAGAUUAAGCCUUUUUAUUUGAUUUUUCUUUAAUUUCGCAAAGCCAUUUUUGAAAUAGUUUCAACUGGUCAUCAAGCCUCUUUUUUUUUGGUUGUCUGCGUGAUUGACAAGUCACCUCUGAACACCACCCAGCAGGCCCACAGUCAUCCUCUGAGCCAGAGUGUUGCAGUGAGCCAAAGGAGCAUUCAAAAGGAUCCAUAAGGCAUUGGUUUUUGCAUUCGGGCCUGUGUGCUGUGACUCCCAGCCUGUCCUUCGUCUGACUUUGGUCCUCUUCAGAGCUGAACCUCUUGAACCAGUAGCCUUGACCUUCUGAACCUGUUCCAUCUUCUCCAAGGACCAGUCUCUCCUAAGUAUCCAAACCUCCAGAGCUCCAAACAGGGCUGAUGUUGUCUCAUGCUUCAUAAUUCAGAUAACCUCAUCUAAAUUUAUCUUUACUACAAAGUUAAUGUAAGUUAAUAUGUUAGAGCAUAUUCACUCACUAUCAUUAACUUUAGUAAUCAUAGCCUUGCCAGAAUCUUUCAUUCAUCUGUUAUUUUCUUUAUUCAUCCUAUCAUCAUUGAUUGCAUGGAUGCUGUACCAUCAUUUAUCCUGUAAUAAACCAAUCGUUUAUUUUUCUAAGUUCCUGUCUGUUAGUGUUCUUCCAGAAGUGGAGUCCCUGAAAUGAGAAUUUCGGCUUGGGAUAUGAGAUUGAUAAAUUUAAGAUUGACUUAAUGUUUGAUUUCUGAAUUAAACUUUUGUUUUUUGUUAUUUUCCCACCAUUAAAGGUGGGUGGUGCCCAAUGUUCCCUCUAAUUUUUCUUGUGUCUGGGCAAACACACAAGCUUCCUGAGCACACAGAAGAUCAUUGUGAGCACCAUCAAAUGCGCACGCUGGAUGGUGGCCUUACCCUUAGACCGCCGGCGGGAGCGCGCGGGGGGGGGGGGGGGGGUCUGACGCGGCUCGCGCAAGGAAAUAAAACAGGUGCCGAAACUAUCUGCAGUGCACGAUCGCGGCGCUCCUUCUGGUCACCGACUGACACAUCACUAGCUUCCAUUCAGCGCAGCCUUCAGUUCCCACCGGCCGCGUAUUUCUCCGCAGCGCUUCUGCUCCUCCAACUGUUGUUUCAGAGCUAUCAUGGAUAUGCCGCUAUGUUUUCCUGACUGUAUCAAACAUGUUUGUCCACUUCUUUUAUGUAUCCGUUAAUGAAAGUCGUCUAGAGGCUAUACACACACAGACAGACACACACACACCCGCACACACAGGGACACGGACCAGCGCUGACAACUGCUUGUGUAGAUUUACUGUUGUCCAUAUGUUUUCACUAUCUGCGUGUAGCUGAGUAAAUAUUUCGAAAUAAAUAUCAGACUUUGAUAAAAAACCAUUUUAAUUUACUUUUAGGUGACAAUGUCACCAGGUGGACACCCGCGGCUUAUUUACCGGUGCGGCUUAUACGUGUACAAAGUUAUUUUUUUCCCUAAAAUAAGCAUCUGCGGCUUAUAUAACGGUGCGCUCUAUAGUCCGGAAUUUACGGUAUGUAAGCAAUGUCAAUGCGAUGAUUGGCUACGUAGCGUAAGUGAACCGUAUCACAUCAUUGGCUGGACAUCUAUCACUCACUGUGUUAGACAUGCGCUGUAUAGCUUUUCUUGUGCGCUGAUAAUGUGUGAGCAGUGCGCGAUUGCGCAGGCGCGCAGCUUAGAGGGAACAUUGGUGGUGCCCCUUUUAACAAGUACAUAAAUGUCAGAAAUUAAGAUUAUUAUCAAAUAUUAAUCUUAACACAUUUGUUACGUAUUCAAAUCGCUACAACCACUAGACCAGCUGCGCUCUGCCUGCGCUGAAAGCUGACCAGGUUUGAAUCGGCGAGCUUUCAGCGCACUUUACUAGCCACCGGCGAGCACGAAAAUGUCACUGCACCAGCUGAUUCUGUUGACACCUCCCCCUGCCGCACCACCACGCCCAGUCCACAAAAAUACCAAAUUGGCUGUACGCCGGGCUCCGCCAGACGAAAAUACCACUGCGCCGGGUCCACCACCCUCUGCUGUGACGCCGGCGGACACGAAAAUAGAGCCCUGAAUCUCUUUUUAAGCACAUCAGCUGACAAACAAGACGCUGUAAAGGUAUCAAUCUACAGACAGUGUCAUCGCUGCCUCACACAGACAUUUGGAGUCAUGGCUUUGUGGUAGAACCCGUGUCAGAGUACUUUUGGCUCCUUUUAGUUCCCUUUGUAAAAACUCAGUUCAGUCUGCGAGAAAAUUCCUGUAUAUGAAAAUGUAAAGUCACCUUUUCUGUCUGUUUCUCUCCAGGUACCGGUCGUAAUGGCUACACCAAAGCUGUGAAUGGAGAGGAGAGAGGAGGCGAGGGUGAGGAAGAGGAGGAGGGAGGAGAGGGGGAUGAGGGAGAAGGAGGGGGAGGAGGAGGAGCAGGGGGAGAAGGGAAGGAUGGGCAGUGGGAUGAAGAGCUGGACGGAGAGGAGGGGGGCGGAGUGAAAAUGACGAGGACUGACACGCUUCAUUCGACCACAAGUUCAACGGGAACACAGAGAAAGAAAGGACAACACGCCAAAAAACAGGUGAGAGAACACGCUGAAAAACAGGUAAGACUACACAAAAAAAGGUGAGACAACACGCCGCAGACAGGUGUGACAUCACGCUACAAAACAAGUGAGACAACACGAUAGAGACAGGUGAGACAACACGCUACAAAACAGACAACACCCGAUAACAUUAUGAUGAUGAUGAUGAAAACAAGGUAGAUGAUGAUGAUUGUGCUGCUGCUCAUGAGAAUCAUAUUGAGGUAGAUGAUGAUGAUGAUAAUGAAGUAGAUGAUGAUGAUGAUAAUAAUGAGGACAAUAAGGAUGAUUAUGACAAGAAGAUGAUUAUGAUAACAAGGAAGAUGGUUUUGAUGAUGAUGAUGAUGAUAAUAAGGUUGAUGAUGAUGAUGAUUGUGCUGCUAAUGCUGAAGAUGAUUAUGAGGUAGAUAAUAUUGAUGAUUAGGAUAAUGAUUAUAAUAAUCAGGUAGAUGAUGAUGAUGAUGAUAAGGAAAAUAAGGAUUAUGAUAAUGAUUAUGAUGAUGAAAAUGAUUUUAAUAACAAGUAAGAUGAUGAUGAUGAUGAUGAAGAUAAUGAGGAUAAGGUUGAUGAUGAUGAUUAUGACUAUGAAGAUGAUUAUGAUCAAAAGUAAGAUGAUUAUGAUGAUGGUUGUGCUGAUGCUGCGAAGGAUGAUAAUGAGGUAGAAGAUGAUGAUGAUGAUGUUGAUGAUGAUGAUUAUGAUAAUGAGGUAGAUGAUGAUGGUGAUUGUAGUGAGGAUAAUAAGGAUGAUGAUGAUUAUGAUGAGCAUAAUAAUAAGGAUAAUAGGGAUGAUGAUGAUGAUGUUUGUGCUUCUGCUGCUGUUUACGAUGAUAAAGCUAACAAGGUUGAUAAUGAAGAUAAUGAGGCCACUGAUAAUAAAGAUGAUUAAAAUAAGUAAGAUGAUUAUGAUGAUUAUGAUAAUGAGGAUAAUGAGGAUGAUGAUGAUUAUUGUGCUGCUGCUGCUGCUGCUGCUGCUGAGGAUGAUAAUGAGGUAGAAGAUGAUGAUGCUUAUGAUGAUGAUUAUGAUAAUAAGGAUAUUAAGAAUGAUGAUGACUAUGAUGAUUAUGGUAACAAGUUAGAUGAUUAUGAUGAUGAUGUUGAUGAUGAUGAUAAUAAUGAUAAUAAUAAGGUGAUAAUGUUUGUGCUGCUGCUGUUUAAGAUGAUGGUGAUAAAGAUGAUGAUAAUAAUGAUGAUGAUUAUGACGAGGAAGAUGAUUAUGAUAACAAGAUGAUGAUGAUUAUGAUGAUGAUGAUGAUAAUAAUAAUGAAGACAAUAAGUAAGAUGAUGAUGAUUGUGCUGCUGCUGGUGUUUAUGAUGAUGAGGCUAACAAGGUUGAUGAUGAUAAUGAUGAUGUCAUGUCUCUUCCUCCUCAGGUGCAGGGCAGUAAUCAGGUCCAGCGUGCCCCCAGGGCGUUAUUCUGUCUGAAACUGAACAAUCCAAUCAGACGAGCUGCUCUUUCUAUUGUUGAGUGGAAGUAUCCUUUAACCAAUCAGCUGUCUCUCUUACAAUAAUUGUAUUUCCUUGUUCCCUCAAGUGUGCCUCUCCUGUUCCCCACAGUUUUUCCUCAUGAGCAACUUACAGUGACACUGCUGGGGCCUGUUCUACGAAGCAAGUUCAACCUAGCGAGGUAGCCCUGGAGCUACCUCGCUCAACUUAUCGUGGUAGCCAGCGGUCUCGCUAAACGGUCUUACGACCCUGGUUAUCAACCUCGUAAGUUGAUGUAGCUUUGCUAUGAGCGCAUGCACGCAUGUAAGGCGGAGCCCGUCGCAUCUGACCAAUUGCGAAAACGGACUGGCCUGGAGCGUCAGAGCCGGCUGGAGAGAGAAGGACCACAGACAAACGAGGAGCAGGAGACGAUCAUGAGGAAGAAUGAAGAAUUCAAAUCUAUCAUAAACCUCAAAAGCAACAUCGUUGCCACUGCAAAAGCACGGAGGGAAUGCUGGCAGAAAAUUAAUCUUUGAUGCCAUUAUCACCCUGAAAUAGCACUGUUCAACAUGUGCUUUUAACUAAGGUGACCAGAUGUCCCCGAUUUCCAGGGACAGUCCCCGAAUUGGAUGAUCUGUCCCCGGCUAAAGCUGUCCCUGAAAAUGUCCCCGAUUUAGGCGUUUCAUAAAUGAGAACAUAAAUGUUAUGUGUGGGCUAGAACAACGGUUAUUACAGUGGGUAGGAAGCACAAGUAAGCAGUCCUGAACAACAGUAUUUACGGGGGUUAUUACAAGGGGCGUGCGCUGCUACUAAAUAGUACUGAGAUGUUGUCUGUGAUCACGUAGCCCAUGCAGCCCAUGCCCAUUCAUUUCCAAGAUGAAUUCAUUCAUUUGAUUAUUCCUAUCGUGUUUACAUUUUUUGUGUGAUAUGUCGGCCAUAUGAGCCUUUCAUAAAGGUGGUCAUUCGGAAAAGUAAGUGGGUCUGUGCAGUCCCUGAAAACUCUCGCCAUUUUUCGACAGAGCUCAUUGGUCAGUGGUCGGGGUUUUUAUACUCCGUGAGUUCAAUCUGGAACCUAACCUGCUCCAAAGCAGGUUAGCCGUUCAGCGUAUGUUACCAUGGAGACUCGCCUCGCUAAGAAGUGAACCCGUGUCGUAGCACAGGAAACCCCGAACUUACCCUCGAAGUUACCUCGCUAAGCAGUGAUCCUGCUUCGUAGAACAGGCCCCUGGUCUUUUUUUUUUUUUGGUUGUAGAUUUGUCCCUCUUGAGUUUCCUUAACCUCUUUCUCAGACCAUUUGAUAUCUUCAUUCUGUUAGCUAUCUUUGCUAACUGUGUUGCUCUGGGAGUUUCUAAACCAUUUCCUGAGGAUGACUCGAACUCCACCAACCACGACCUGGUACGACCACAACAACACACACCCGCACAAAAACACAACCACAUUAACACACACCUGCACAAAUACACAACUUCACCAACACACACUUGCAAAAAAUACACAACUUCACAAACCCACACCCGCACAAAUAUAUACAACAACAUCGACACACACCUGCAAAAAUAUUCACAAACACACACCUGCACAAAUACACAACCACUACAACAGCAAACCUGCACAAAUAUUCACAAACACAAACCUGCACAAAUAUAUAACCACACCAACACACCUGCAAAUAUACACAACCACACACCCGCAAAUAUACACAACUUCACAAACACACACCUGCAUUAUACACAACCACAUCAACACACACCUGCACAAAUACACAACCACGCAUCCGCAAAUAUACACAACUUCACAAACACACAUCUGCACAAAUGCACAACCACAUCAACACACACCGUACAAAUACACAACCACAUCAACACACACACCUGCACAAAUACACAACAGCAUAAACACACAUGCACAAUUACACAACCACAUCAACACACACACCUGCACAAAUACACAACCACACACCUGCAAAUAAACACAACCACACCAACACACACCUGCACAAAUAUUCACUAACACACGCCCGCAAAAUUACACAACUUCACAAUCACACACCUGCACAAAUACACAACCACAUCAGCACACACCUGCAUAAAUACACAACCACAUGAACACGCACUUGCACAAAUACCCAACAGUAUGAACACACACCUGCACAAAUACACAACCAUAUCAACACACACUGGCACAAAUACAAAACUUCACAAACACACAUCUGCACAAAUAUACAACCACAUGAACACACACCUGCACACAAAAACACUCAGUGAUUCUGAGGGAUAGGGACAGGUGACAUUCAGGUGUAUCUGCUCGGGGCGGUUUGUUCCACAUUUGCUCGUCAUUGUAAACAGAAAGUUCCUUUUUGUGGAAGCAUGUCCUCCAGCAUGUUGAAUCAGCUGAUUGAGUCACUCCUCACUGUAUAGGUCAAAGGUCGCAGACAGAUACAAUGGAUGAUUGACAGCUCUGUGAUCGGAUCUGAUCAGCUGAGUUUCUGCUCGAGUGGUUUUCCACACACACAGUUCACGAAAUGGUUUGUUGAAGUGACAGCACACACCGCCCUGCUCUCUCUCUCCUUCUCUCUUCCUCUCUCCAGUCGUCUUACUCUCUCUCUCUCUCUCUCUCUCUCUCUCCUUCAUGAGAAUUUAACAUAUUGACUCCUGAUUUACUCUGAAAACACAAUGGCCCUCAUUUAUCAAGCUUGCGUACAGCAAAAAACUUCGUACACCUUGCAUACAUAAACUGGGACAUGAGGAUCGGCAUUUACCGAUCUGCACGUGAGCUUACGAUACGACCAAAUCUCACGGCAGGUCUGACAUUGUGUAGGCAAGUUUGAGUCAGUGUGGAUUUGUGGUACUGCAAAUGUCUGUCUCAAAAUAAUUGAUAAACAAACCUCAAACUUGUCAUUAAGCACAAUCAGCCAGAAUUCAUUAAUGAUUAAGAAGUAAAUAAAAUAAAAUAAAACUAGAAAAAUUGCAUUUCCUUGCAGAAAAUGCGUGGAAAUGCUGAGUGCUGAAAGCUGAAAAAGCAAUGCAAAACUGCUAAAAAAAUGAAGGUGGGUUUAAAUGUAAAAUUAGUUAAAGAGUUGAAGAAGAAGAAAUAGAAAUUGGACGAACGUGAAAAUCGUUGAAGUGCAAAUAGUAUAAAUGUGCUUCAUAAAUUAAAAUUGCAUUCAUGCUGAAAAACUAUCUGAAAUUGCAAAAAAAAAAUUGGAUAAGGAAGAAAAUGACCUUAAAACACAGAAAAGUGAGAAGUUGCAUAAGUUUAAGUUGUAGUACUAGAAGUUGUAUGAUAAUAGGUAGUUUUAGUAGUGAUAUUAGUAGUCAUGUAAGCAGUAGAAGUAGUUUUAGAAUAGAAGAAGUAGAAGUCAAAGCAGUAGAGAUCGUGGUAGAAGUAAUAGUGGCAGUAAAAGCAAGAGACGCAGUAAAAAAAUAUUUAGAGAAGCAAGAGUAUUGGAGGUAGGCAUGAAUAUACAAGCUAAAGUGAUAUUCGUAGUAAUUGUAGUAGGAAAACUGGGAAUCUCUUUGAAGAAUUAAAAAAUGCAAAAUAAUGACAAUGAUUUUAAAAUGGGAAAAUUUUGAAUAAUUAAAAAUCCUCAAGUAUUAGACAAGUUUGAAGUAUUAGGUUUGAAUCAGUUUGAAUGAGUUUAAAUUUGUCUGAAGAAUUGAAUAAUGUAUAAAUGACGGGAUUAAUUUUAAAGUGGGGAAAAUUUAAAUGAACAAAAAUCCUGAAUACACCCCAUAAUGUCCUCAAUGAGCUGAAUUUUUGGAGCCCUGAAUGGAUUCUGUAGCUCAAAGUUUGUGGGAGGAGAUAGGGGCCGAAGUUUGUCAAGCGCUCUAGUGAAGGGAUUUAAAUGUAACCCCCAGUGCUAUGUGUACUAUGCCUGGCUACAUUUGUCUCAUAUGGCCGUUAGAAGCAGCUUUCCAGUCAGCUGUGUGUCUCCAGGUACACUAAUUGGUUGCCAUAGGGACCGUAUAUGCAUCACUACAGCAGGAGAAAGGAGGCUUGAAGCUGAGAAACAAAAUCCCAGACUAUGCCCUGAUGCUCACCCUCUGUAACAGCUAUAUUCAUGAUAAGGAACUUGUGAGAACCACAAGACUCUGCUGAACACAUUGAUACAAUUAUUUCACAAAAUCCUAAAUACAUCCCAUAAUGUCCUCAGUGAGCUGAAUUUUUGGAGCCCUGAAUGGUUUCUGUAGCUCAAAGUUUGUGGAAGAGGAUAGGUGGUGAAGCAGAUACAUGGUCAAAGUGUGUGCAUGUAAGUCUUAUAGACAGAGAGCGACUCCAGCACACACAUAUUUACUGUGUGUACAUGCAGGUGUCACAGAGACACACACAUUGUCAGACUGUGUGUGUGUGCCUGUUAAUUAAUGCAUCUUAACAGGUGUCAGACAUCAAAGGCAUUAACUGACCCACUGUUUGAAUGAGAAGCUGCCUAACUGCAGUGAAUUUAGGGCCUCUGAACUUCUUCACAUAGCGUGAUUUCCUUAAAUCCCAGAAUGAAAAUAAGAACAUCGUAGGAAUCCUCCGCCCCUCAUGAACACAAUGAUGUGUUUUUCAUGUCUGUACUCUAAAAAAUGUGGCCACAACAGCGAGUUAAACAGGUUUUGACCCUGAGUGAUGAUCAGGAUUUUCAGGGAGAAAGAUUACAUCAGAGUCAAUUGGAGGAAUCUCUGCCUUUUUGGACAGUUGGUCACUUGCUGGCCAAGGGGUAGGAUUUAAUGAUUUGAAACCUCCUUUGUGAGAAGCAGGACACAUAUACCUCCAUUUUGAUGUAUUUUUAUGGCUGUGGAGUGAAACUUUUGGGCGUGGGAGCGAUAUAUCCGAGCUAGGUUUUGCCGAUAAAAGAGGAGCUCUCCACUCUAGCUAUGACAUCACACACUCUAGCUCUUCCAAUACACACCCAUAAGAAAGCCUGAAAUUUGCUGAAAACCAUGAGUUGCUUAAGGUUAACUGUAAUUGAGUGUUUGCACUUUGACUUCUUGAAUAAGUCAAACAUUGUUUCAAUAUGGUGACAUUGCACUAUAUGUUCCAUGAAGAAUUAAUAUUGUUAUUUUGCACACAAUAAAUUCUUCAAUGAUACAUUGAUAAUGUUUCUUGUGGGGGGGGGGGGGGGGGAUAGUUGACCCACCCUUAAUCCACACAUUUUUCGGCCCGGCCUGAAAUAAGGGACACCCAAAAUUUAAAAGGGACACCAAAAAAUUUUCAGAUUUUGAUAAACUGUCCCUUAUUUCAAUCUCUUGGAGUUGGCAACCCUACACACGCACCACUGUGGAGCGCUGCGUUUGACUCCUAAGUGGCAGGUGUCUCUGUCUUUGCCCAGCAGCGGGGACAUUGUUGUACACUCCUGAAAGGGUGUGGGACAUCAUCUGGGCUAGUACAGUUUAGCACAAUGUUGCACUAGUGAAUGGAGUGCCGUUGGUGGUGCCGGUGCAAUGUGAGGACCCGAUGCCCGGAGAACAAAAACAAGGAGAGGCUCCACAGAAGGUGCUGUACAGAGGAGACAGGACCUUAUCGAUGGAUUCUGACAUGUAAAGUAUAAGUUUAGAAAGUGCUCUUGCUAUUUAAUCAGUGAUAGAAAUCCAAUGGAAAUCCAUAAAAAUGUGCCUCAGGAGCAGCAACACACCGUUUGUUGACGUUCAUAAUUAUUUUUGUUCAGCCUCUGUCGGACUCUCCAGUCUGCUCUACAUUACAAAGACACAAAAAAUUAAAACUAAAUACUUUCAAUAAUAGGAGCAACGUACCCUAUGUCAUGGCAAUAAAAAAUAUGAGGCAUGUAUGAGAUAUUAAUUUAUCAUCAUGAGCGACUUAUUGACUAAUGAUUUAUUCAAACUUCAGCCACUGUCCGUGACUCCGCGGCAGUGCUGUUCACCUCCACCAUAAUCCUGCUCCAGACAGGAGUUUCCUGGACUGCUUUUAUACCAGUUUUUAUGCUUCCAAAGAGAAAAUCCAUGUUAGUUUCCACCACAGAUGUGAGGAUAUCCACUUUCAGCUCGGAAAAGUUUCGAAUCUUUCUAAUAUUUCUCCUCUUUCAUGUUUGACCUCAGUGGGCAAGGCUUCUGAACUACGAAUAUUUAAGGGCGUGACAUGUUAAUUAUGCUCGAUUUCAGCCACUGCAUUUAUCAAGACCUGAUCAUACGUACGCUGGGAUUGGUCAGAUACGAACCCUUUCAUAAAUCUCACGUGUGUCCUAUCGUACUAUGAAUCCUGCGCUCAGAUCUGCGCAAGAUUGAUAAAUGAGGGCCAAUGAGAGCGGGAAAAAAACUGUGUAGCUCACCCCUUUGGGUAAAGCAUGUCUGCUUCGUCAAGGCCUUCCCCCUUUCUCUUCCUCCUCUAUGGAAGCAAAUUUGUAUCAUAAUUCAAAUGAAAAUAGAUGAACAGAAAUGCAUUUGCAUUUUCAGAAUGUACCUGCACUUCUCGACUCAUAACUAAAAUUAAAAAUAAACAAACCCAUCUAUAGUUGCUUUUUUCUUUUUCAAAAUGAAUCAUUCUGUAACUUAAUUCAGAUGUUAAAGAAAAAGCUAUUUAAUAUUUAAUUUGCUAAAUAUUUCCCAGCAAAUAUGAACCAAAACUCAAUUUGAAAUGUCAAAUCUGAAAAUUCAAAUGCAUUUGCAGUUUGGCUUUUUGUUCCAAAGUCAAAAUUGCAUAAUUUGACUCAGAAAUAAAAUGAAUAAAUAAGACAAAAGUUCUUUCAUUUUCUUAUUUGAGCUGCACAUUUCUUAACACGAUUCAAAAGAAAAACCAAACGUGCCGUUGCUUUUUCAUUUUCAUAUCCGCUCGCAAAAAAUGUACCAAAACUCAAAUCGGCCUCACAAUCCCAAGCGGGGCAAACAAGUGACAUCAGUGGCCGCUCCGCUCUUCUUAUACGCAUGAAUUCGGUGUUUCCACGGUACUGCGUUCCUUUUUUUUCCAGCUUGAUCGACAAUCCGAUGGAUCUUCCUGAAACCAUUGCUCGAGCAUUGAUAUAUUUAAAUUCCCAGUUGGAGUUGCUAUUUCUUAACUGGACACCCGUGACAGAUAUUGUCAAUCGAGCAUAUUUUGAAAAUAUUAAAUCUCAAAUGGAUUAUUUUUUUACAUCUGAAUUAAGUUACUGAAUGAUCAGUUUUGAAAAAGAAAAAGCAAUUGCAGAUUAAAUUAUUUAUUUUUAAUUUUAUUUAUGAGUCAAGAAGUGCAGGUACAUUCUGAAAGUACAAAUGCAUUUCUGUUCACCUAUUUUCAUUUGAAUUAUGAUACAAUUCCAUACUCCUUCUGCUCCUCCUCCUGCUCCUGCAGAGUUCUGGUAAGAGAGAAGACGAGACCAGAGCACCAUCACUGCACGCUCAUAUAGUCCAGUCUGCUAAACAUGGUUUCUAUGAAUAAUGCAUGUUUUUUAUUUCAUUAGGCUAAAUAUAACAGUGUUCUACCACAUUUUACAGUGUGCAGGCUGCAGCUUUUCUAAUUCUCUGACCCACAUUCCCUCUAACUCUGACAUGUUUACAACUUUUGCACUGAUGUCCGGUGAUAUGCUCUGUCCACAACCAAUAAAUCCUCUGCAUGGGCGGAGACAGAUCUCACUUAAAUCAUCUCAACUUUGUUGAGAGGAAGAUAAGAGGUCAGAUAUUGAGAUGUUCACAUGUAAUAAAUAAAUAAACUUCAAAAAUAUGGGGUCCAAGGUUUUUCCAAAAACAAGAAUUCUGAGCCUCAGCAAAGAAGGAUCUGCAACAUAUCAGCUCGAUGUCCAAUCAUCAGAGACACUUAGUGCAUUUACAUGCACAGUUUAAUCGGACUAAGCUCAUAAUUCGUUUUUUUUCCCGCUAAAUUGGACUUCUCUCCUUGGGGCAUUGGGGGGCCAUGCCAGACCACCAAGCAAGCUGUGCCCGCUCUGGACUAAAAGCAAAAUUUUGCAAUAAUUGGAUUUGGGGUUUGUUUUUUCCGUCAGAGUAGUCAUCUUCAGUUAAUCCCAUCUAUCUUGACAUGUCAAUCAAUCCAUCCAAUCCAAUAGAUUAAAGGCAACGUGUUAGCUAAUUACAGGUAAAGGGGCUGCUCAACAUACCAGGCUUACUCUGGACGACUAACACUGAUGGGAGCAAGCAGGAAGUAGCGGCAGCGCCACACAGCUCCAGUUUUAGGAAGUUAAGCACCAAAGCCAACUGUCACACUGGAGUAAACAUUCAUGCUAGAGGAGGGAGCAACAGCAGCUAGGGAGCAGCAGUGAGCAGUGAGACCCUUGUGCCAGGCAGGAGGGUCUUGCUGCUGUAUGGCUUGUAAAUUCAGGAAUGAGUGGAAAGAGAAGGUUUUAAGACGGUUCCACUCAAGUCACAAAUGCCGUCUGCCACUGUUAUAAUUAGAACCCCUAACACACAUGCAUUCACGCUUGCACACACACACAUGCACACACACACACCUUUCUCAUUCUCAUUUGCAUUACUUGCAGGCAGGAGGUUACACCCUGCUUCGUUCUGCUCCUGGUGCUCCCUAGCUGCUCUACCUCCUCCCCUAGCAUGAAUGUUUACUCCAGUGUGACUGUUGGCCCGGUGCUUAGGUUCCUAGAAGUGGAGCAGUUAGGCCCUGGUCUCUGAUGCCUCUGGUCUCUGUUUUAUCGAUAAUAAAUUAACACAGCACUACAGUCACUACUGUAUUUUGUUUGUUUUAUUCUUUAUAUUUAAAGAUGAAAUGCCUCUUGUUACUGAGAGAAAAUAACAUUUCAAUACUGUUGGAAUGGCCACGGAGCAGCCGUUAAGCCUGAAGCAGAUAAAAUACAAGUUUAAAUAAGUGUGCCCCCCUGAAAAAAAUGAAAUGCCCCCCCUCUCAUUUGUUUCUGUAACCGGGUCUGCGCGCACAUGCAUUGUCCAAUCAUGCUCCAACUACGCUGGUUACAUGGUAGAGAAAAUCUGAUUCCAAUCGCAUUAUCUGGGUCCUUACACACCAGGAAAGUUUUUUUCGUGCGAUUAUUUCGGACGUCAAUAUUUUUUUGCGAACCCAUAUCCUGUCAGUACAAGCGUUCACAUCAGCUUUUUUCCCGUCCUGCAAUAUUGCAGCAUUUAUUUUUUUGGAUCACGGUCGAUUUUUCUAAAGUUUCGCAUACUGUGUGUCCACUUCUGACCAAUCAGAUAUUGUGUUGUUGCGACAUCUGAUUCACCUGUAUAUCCAACAUGGCUGACCAGCUGAUUAUUUACGUGUCGGAGAACAGAGUGCUUUUUGAUAAAGGACACAAACAUUACAAAGAUAACGACCUGAAGGACGACUUGUGGAGAGUCAUUGUGUCGGAUUUCUCAUAUGACGAUGGUUUGUGAGCUUUAACAGUUUGCUAAACACCUUUGUUUUAACUUUCAUCUGUGCUAACGUAAGCUAACGGUUGUUACCAUAGUUUCAUGUGCUUAUAUCGCCUCUGAUUGGCUAUAAGUGCUGACCGUUUGGCUUGAGCGUGUGAUGAUGUUUUCAGCUUUUCUAGCCAAUCAGAGGCAAAGUAGGUAGGACUUUCCCUGGGAAAAGUCUUCCCCGGUUUGCGUCUUUUCCCCCAGAAAAGCCGCAAAAUCGCAUCAGGCUUGAUGUGUAUAGUCAGGUGCUUCAAAAUUAGCCUGUGAAUAUUUCGUAAUUUGGUGUUCUAUAUCUGCGUCAGCUCCGUUAUAUAAGGACCUUUAGGUGUUUACAUGCACUUCAGUUGUCCGGUCUUAAUUGGAUUAAGGCAAUAAUUCGGUUUUCUCAAGUGUCAUGGAAACAGACUGACUGAAGCUCAAGGCUUCGGGCUGAUCCGAAUUUUUAACUAUAUUCAAAUUUGCAACGAAUUUACAAUAUAACAGUGAGAGCAAGAGGAAGGUGACGUUAGGAUGUUAGGAUGACGCAGCAUGUCCCAUCUGCAUGCACACUGUUUGCAGAGAUCACUGUGUGUGUGUGUGUGUGUGUGUGUGUGUGUGUGUGUGCAGGCGGCUGCAGAACAGUCAAAAUAAAGCACAAAUCACAUCAGCAUUUCACAUCUGAUUAAUUUUCAUUUUCGGUCCAUUAUUUCUGUUAGCAGUAAAAAAAAUAAAUAAAAAAAAAAGAGAAUUUCUGCCAUAAAAACUUUUAUCAUAGUAAUAUUAUCAGGAGCACGCUCUGUUUGACAAAUCUGACCUGCAGAGUUUAGAAUAAUCUGAAUAAAAUGUUGGCCUGGAAACACUAGUUUUUGUUGAGUCACACCCCUCUAAUCCUCUUAAUUAUGAGUGAAAAUAUGACUGGUAAGUCAUCCUGAUGAGCGCCUGCAGGCCGGACGCUGUGAUGCCACUGAGCAUGUGCAGGAGCGAGGGCAGCUCAGGUAUCACCUCAGUGGUUAUAUAAAGGCAGAAAAGUAAGAACACAGAUUUUCUUAAAGCGUCUCUGUAAUAAGAAGGCUGCUGGUUUGAUUCCCAGUGUUUCAUACAGAUAGAGGAUUUAGAGCAGAGAGGAGAUGGACAUCUGAGGUCACAGGGACACAGCAAGAGUGUGUGUGUGUGUGUGUGUGUGUGUGUGUGUGUGUGUGUGUGUGUGUGUGUGUGUGUGUGUGUGUGUGUGUUUGUUUUUGCACCUUGUGAGGCACCAGGUUUAAUUUUAGACUCUGCAAAGUGAGGACAUGUCACCUGCUCCCAUGUCCAAAGAGUGUUUACUGCAUGGGCUUGAAAUGUUAUGUUGGAGUAAAAGGUCCGUGUCAGGCCCUUUAAGGUCGGGGGUCAGGGAAUGCAUUAUGGGAAUGAGAGUCCUCACAAGUAUAAACAGACCAGCGUGGUUGUUUGUGUGUGUUUGUGUGUGUGUGUGUGUGUGUGUGUGUGUGUUGUGCAGUAAUGAUGACAGAUUGGUAAUCCUCGCAAAUGCCCACAAAUUCUCCACAGCCACGUUUACCAGGUCACACAAACACACACACACACACACACACACACACACACACACACACGUUUUAUAGUGUCCUGUCCAUAGACUGUAUAUAGAAUGGACAGAGUCUGCCUCCUUGCUGGGUGAAGCCACUCUGAGAACAGCGCCCUCUGUUGAUGGGCUGCAGUAUAGGCCAUAAAUCCCGCCUCCACCAGCAAAGCUUAUGGAGCUGUGGACAAACUUUUUAUUACAUUACUUAUUUAUUAAAAUUUAUUACACAGAACAUAAUUUUUUCUCCCCCCUGCUUCUGAUGUUGACAUGUAGUUAUUGUAAGACUGGUUUGUGCUCAAGUCCUCUUUUUUUCUGUGAAGCUCUGUUUUUAAAAGUUAUUAGGGGGUUCCUGUUUGCUAUGAUUGACACCUGAUACAGCCUAUGGGCGUUCAAGGAUUGCGUAGCUCACCCGGGGGGAUACGUUGUUUGAGCCGAGUGUCAUCACAGCAACACUCGGCGACUGCGCGGCCGAAUGCGCACAAUGCUACUGCGCAGCGCUGGUUUCAGGAAGUGAAGAAAAAUCCCGGAAAUACCGAGAGCUUUUUGGCUUCAAAUUCGUGUACAGGCGGUAGGCGGAACCAAGUUGUCCAUAGUAUAUACAGUCUAUGGUCCUGUCGUGUUUAGCUGUGUUUAACUUCUGUGUGACAGUGUUGUGUAUUCAUAUCAUAUUAAUUGUUAUACCAUAAACUUUCAUAUGUGUUAUUGUAUUGUGUUGUUAUUGUCAAAUAUCCCAUGAUAUCGUAUUUUAUCAUUUUGUGUUUUCCUUCAUUUAUAAUUUCAUUGUUUCUUUGACCACCUCUCUGAGUCUGAUUGGUCAGAGCUACGUCGAAGAUAAGCAGAUUGCACACAUCAUAUCUGUGUAUUGUGUAAUAUGUGGUUGUGAACAUCCAUUGUGUUAUAUCUUAUCGUGUAUUAUCAUCGCUUGUCAUAAUGUGUUCCCUGUUAUGCUAUUAAAUGAUGUGUUUUUCUGAGGCAUUUAUUCGAGUUUCAUUUGAACAGCCGCGGCUUCACAGAGCUUAAUCUUGUCCCGUGGUUUAGGCUAAUCCCGGUUCUCUCUGUGUUUCAGGAACAAGUAGAGUACGUCUUCCUCAUCAUCUUCACCAUAGAGACCUUCCUGAAAAUCCUGGCCUACGGUCUGGUCAUGCACCCGAGCUCCUACAUCCGUAACGGCUGGAACUUGCUGGACUUUGUCAUCGUCAUCGUCGGGUACGGAUGUUUCUGUGUACAUACUCUUCUUUGUCUGUAGACCGUGUUACCCCCAAUUUCCACUGAAUCCUGAAUGUCUACAGAAAGUCUGUAUCCUCCGAUCGUAGCCAAUCGUAACCAUUCAAGUCAACGUGUCAAUUUCCACCGGCUACUUUCCGUUCCUCUGCGGAUCGCCGGACUCCACAGCUGAUCACAAGAGUUCUAUUUUUUCUGGACGCCAGAGCAUGUUGGAUAAAUUCAGCACAGAUUAACCCGUGCUGGAAAGGAAGUCUGGCACAGACACAAAAUAAAACAUCCGGCUUCUUUUCAAAAUAAAACACUCUGUGUUUCAGGCGAAUCGUAUUUCACACCAUGCAAAUGGGUGGAGAUGAACAAGUGAAAGGUUUUUAGACGUCAUUUCACCCCGAUGACACCAUGGAUGAGGAGAUGCUUAUUCUAGAAGUCUAGAAGUAGAUUUCUUCCUCUGGAAGGAUACAAUCUAGUGCUUUUAUGUCUAUGUGUCUGUCUUUAUAGAGGCAACUCGUUAUUGCGCAAUUGUAUGUGAAUCUGCGAAUUCUUGUGAGUUCUCGCAAUUACCGGUGUCUGUAAUCUGCCAUGAAAUUCGCCUCACUAACGGAUCCGGUAGGAAUUGGUGUAUGGAUCUGAGCCAUUCCGGAUGCAGUGGAAAUCCCGUGUUUGGACGGGCACUGAGGGGUUGUGGGUAGUUUGAGUCACAUGUUUGAGUGUUUUAGUGGAUGACAGUCAGCUCGGCUUUUUAUAAAAGAAACGCUUAGAGCAAGUUCUGCUGGUUGAAAAAUGUCUGAUGUCGCUCCGUCUGCAGAGAGCUGUCGCCCCACCUCUCAUCUAGUGUGGCCAAAACUUUAAGUCUGUUUUAGUCCGUUUUCUGCAGACAACUUUCUCUGUAGAUUCUGGUCCGUGUCGCAGAAUGGGGAUUCCUCUCUGGGUCCAGGUUCCCUCUUUAGACCCUGGCCGUCUUUUCUGAUCUGGUUCAGGUCUUGGGUUCCUGGUUCUGAUGUUCGACCUCUCCCCUCUGCGUGUGAAACCUCUCUCUGUGUUCGGAUCCAGCAGGGUUUCAUAUGAGCUGCAGCAGAUCCGAUGUGACUGCAGCACACUCUUUAUUGAGGCUAUUGUUCUCUUUAAAUCGGGCUUUUCUCUUUUGAUCUUGGUUCUGUCUUGCUCUCUGGUUCUUGUUGUUGCCCUCUGGUGUUCUGUGUGUUUGAGGCGGUGUUAAAGAGUCGUAGCAGUAAAUCUCAUCUGAUUGCACUAAACUCUCUGCACUCUGUGGUUCCUCUGUUUAUCCUCUUCCUCCGAGUAGACCUCCAGUUUCUCUCCGUGGUUCUGGUUCUAUAUCAGAUUCUGGUUCUGUGUUUUCUAAGUGUGUGUGCGCAUGUGCUCUGUGUGUGUGUGUGUGUGUGUGUGUGUGUGUGUGUGUGCAGCAGUAAUUGGUGUGUGAGCGCUGUAAAGUGUGCAGCUCUGUGGUCAGCAGAGGAACACAGCCCGCAGCGACGCCACAUUUGCUCUCAUUUUGUAAUUUCAGUGUUAAGCGUUUGUGACAGCUGACUGUAUCAGUGUUCACUGUAACACAGGCAUGCUCUGAUCAUACACACACACACACACACGCACACACACACACACACACACACACACAGACAAACAAAGACACACACACACACACACUUUCAGGACACAAUGCAGUGACCACAACUGAGCACAAACACACUCUCUCUGCUGCAGCUCUGACUGUGCAGGUGAGCGGAUUCAGGUGUCUGCGGUCAAACAUGAGGAUGGACUUUAUGGAGACCAGCUGGUCCGCAUCCUCUGGUGGUCUAUUAUGAAACACGACAGACUCGUGCUGCACGGCCGCAGAAAAACCCUCGGAUAAAGAUUUAAACUUUAGGCAUUUUACGAAGAAACUUUCAUAAUUAUUUCUGAUGACGUAGAAAUAGAAGCAGCAGGUCCUCACUCUGGAGGCUGCCAUGUUGCACCGUCAUGUUUUCUACAGGAGCUCAGAGCGGUCAAACUCAGAGAGGACAGGGUGAGAUCAGGUGUUGUCAAUGAGUUUGUACAAAUUAUGUGAAGGAUCAGACUUUUCAUCCUCCCAGGAAUCUGAGCGAAUCAAAGUUAACGUCCACACACCGCACCCAUUUCAUUUUAUGGUGACUCAGAUUAUCGCCCCACUCUCUGCUGCUCCGUGCUGCUUUGUGAGCUCUUAUCCUGACAAGCCGGAUGGAGGGAAACUCUUGAUUGUUUUAAUAUGGAGUCCAUUCAGGACUAGGGUUUUGGGAUCCAGAGCUGUUUCAACCCAUGACAUUCAAUAGCAGACUGAGCUCAAACUUGAUUGAUUUUCGGGUUUCAUAAAAUGUAAAACUGUGUUUUGAAAGUCUCGAAGACUCCAAAAUACGGCAACUGGACUGUGUAGAGUUGAGAAGACGUUUCGCCUCUUAUCCAAGAAGCUUCUUCAGUUCCAAAAUAGCAGAUGAGGGGAGCAGGUACUUAUCUCACUGGAGAAGGGGAAAACAACGUCAAUGACCUUCUCCAGUAAGAUAAAUACCAGCUCCCCUCACUAGCUAUUUUAGAGCUGAAGAAGCUUCUUGGAUAAGAGGCGAAAUGUCUUCUCAACUCUACACAGUCCAGUUGCCUGACUUUGGAGUCUUCGAAAUAACCAUGACCUGGAUGAAUGAGAAUCUACCUGGACAUAUGUGUUUUGAAAGGGAUGUUCUGGCGUUAAAUUAAUUUAGGGUCAAACACACCGUAACACUGAGAUAGACGCCUCCUCCAGAGAUGAAUGCUGCCGACUGCUUGCUUCUCAAUACAGCAAUACACAGCGGGGUGAUGCAGCUCAAGGAAGAAUAUUUAUGAUCAUUUCUUUAUCAUUUCCUUGAAGUAAUCAUCAUCAUAUUAAUCAUUUUGCACUGCAGAUGCAGUAGUUCUUCCUAAGUGUCUCGGUCUGAUUGUAUUUCCAUGAAGAAAUAAUCAUAAAUGUUCUUCCUUGAGCUGCGCCACCCCGCUGUAGUCUGUAAUGGACUGGCCUGAGGUCUCACUGGAAAACAAGCGGCUGCUGGAAGACAGUAGGUGAGUUGUGUUUACAACAUUCAUCUCUGGAGGGGCGGAGUCUAACUUGCCGUUACGGUGUGUUUGACCCUAAAUUUAUUUUAUGCCAGAGUAUCCCUUUAAAACACAGUUUUACAUUUUAUGAAACCCAAAAAUCAAUGAAGUUUGAGCUCAGUCUGCUAGCGAGUGUCAUGGGUCCCAUGAAGUACUGUUAGAUUUUUAGCACCAUUAUUUCAUAUCAAACUAAAUCAGAGGUGAUGGGCUGUCCCAUAAGGUUGUCCCGGCUCCAGCAGGUCUUCCUCUCCAUCCCCUAUGUUUGAUUUUCGUGUACUGGCUGCAGGAUGUCAUUGUGACUCGAGACGACCUCAGGGUGGUGAUGAUAAAGCCUGUUGUCAUGGUAACGCUGCCGAGGACACCAAAUGCAGUCAGAGAUGAUGCAGAGGGAGGGAGAGAGGCUGCAUGUGGGACACUGGGGGUCUCUGGUAAUUUGGCGUUAUUGUGUUUGAUGUAACAGAGAAAAAAAACCUGCAGCAGCUUCAGUUUAUCAGACUGGCUGUUCGCUCUUUCAACAUAACAAUGCUGUGAGCCAAAUGCUAACAGUGCUCCACCCAAUGACGCCCCACCCUGAACUUACUAAACUAGUCCAGUGAAGUCCUGAGAGAUAUUUGAGCUAAACUAAAGUUUAAGCUGCUAAAAGCAGGUUGUCAAUCAUGUGACUGCCCAAAACCAGUCUGGAUCAAACACCCCGGCCUUAAACAAGUCCUGUUAGCGUGGACUUUUUAUUUUUAUUUCGGACUUAAGAAAACGGGAAAACCCUGCAUAGCUGACACAAUCUAGCAUCCCUCAGGACUUGGUACAAGGCCCAUUGCUGUUUCCAUCCUCCUGUUGGGACCAGAGAUCCAGGACCAUAGCUCUCAUUCUAUGCAGAUGAUACCAUGUUGUCACUGCUGCACUUACCAUCUUUGUUGUAUUUUCGGAUGUUAACGGGUCAUUUCUGAUGAGACGGGUCAAAAAGUCGUCUCUUGUGAUUUUGUUUUGGCAGGUUGUUCAGCGUCGUCUUGGAAACCAUGACUCAUAAAUCUGGUGAGCAGGCGACAACUCAUCACGUCCCGGGGAAACCUGGAGGUCUAGAUGUCAAAGCCCUGAGAGCCUUCAGAGUCUUGAGACCCCUCAGACUGGUUUCUGGAGUCCCCAGUAAGUCUUCUGGACUAGAAAGAGUCCUAUGACUGAUUGUGUGUCCCGUGUAGUCAUACAGGUGUAACUCUCGGUGUGUCUGUCAGGUUUACAGAUUGUGUUGAACUCCAUUAUGAAGGCCAUGGUUCCUCUGCUCCACAUCGCUCUGCUGGUCCUCUUCGUCAUCAUCAUCUACGCCAUCAUUGGUCUUGAGCUCUUCAUCGGACGCAUGCACAGGACCUGCUACUGGAUAGAGACAGGUACACACGUGCUCUCUAAUAGAUGGUAAAAGGGCCCGUCCUUACUCUGCUAGUUUCUAAAACCGUCAUGUUUCAGAUAAUUUUGUGGAGGACGACCCAGUGCCGUGUGCGUUUGCGGGUCAUGGUCGUCAGUGCGUGAUUAACGGCACCGAAUGUCGGGGGAGAUGGGACGGUCCAAACGGGGGGAUCACAAACUUUGACAACUUCUUCUUCGCCAUGCUGACCGUGUUCCAGUGCAUCACCAUGGAGGGCUGGACUGACGUCCUGUACUGGGUAAAACCUCCAAAAUGCAUCAGUCAGCAACCUGACGGUAAGCAGGAAAAAAAUUCAUACUAAUCCUGAUCUCUCCUGUGUCUUUGUGUAGAUGAACGAUGCCAUUGGGUUUGAACUGCCCUGGGUUUAUUUCGUCAGCUUGGUGAUUUUUGGAUCAUUCUUCGUCCUCAACCUGGUUCUAGGUGUCCUUAGCGGGUAUGUCCUCUCAUUAAAACAAAGCCUUGUCCAAAAGAGUUGGGAUGCUGUGAACGUCAAUAACAACGUCAAUAACACUUUGGGUCAAUAACAGGGUUUCAUGGUUUAUAAACCAUUUAUAUGUCCUCAUUUAAAAUCUGACACCAACAAAGACGUUUUUAGAGGAACAGCAAACCAGAUACAAAGUUGUGUGAUGCUGAAAAUAAGAGCAGAAAAUAGAGAAGGACGAACCAAUUCUGUUUUUGAGGAUGUGAGAUUAAGAAUUGGAGACAUGUAAAGCUGUGAGUUGUCUGCAAAAAGAAGCAACACCAAUGUCCUGUUGUGGUCAGUGUGUACGCCUCGCUUGAGUGAAGUCUGGAUGUUGUCGUUAAGUUGUGUGAACAUUUUGUGAUCAUUCCAGAGAGUUCAGUAAGGAGAGAGAGAAGGCCAAGGCUCGUGGAGACUUCCAGAAGCUGAGGGAGAAGCAGCAGAUGGAGGAGGAUCUGUGUGGGUACAUGGACUGGAUCACUCAGGCGGAGGACAUGGAUGAGCUAGACGAGGACGGAAACCCUCGUAAGACGGAGGGUGGGGAAGUCUGUGUGUGUGUGUGUGUGUGUGUGUGUGUGUUUAGCAGCUCGUGUUUAUCAAUGGAUUUUCUCUUUACUUUGCCAUCUUUAUUCAGAGCCACAAACACUCCUUCAUUAAUCCUUUGUUCAUUAAAAACUCAUUCAGUGAUAACGAGUGAAUGGUCAAUGGAGCCAAUUAAAGCUUAUUAGUGAGCAGAAACAUCUUCAUUACACAGAAGGAGGAAAAAAACGAGGACAUAAGGAGUCUUAAAGGGGACCUGCCAUCAAAAAUGUAAUUUUGUGUGUUUUUGUGUCAGAUAAGGUCCAUAUUAUGUUCGUCUUAUGUUGUAAAUGUGAAAACAAACCGUUACGUCGUUUGCAUUCUGUAAAGGUUUAAAAUGAAGGAACGGGUAAACCAGGCCAAUUGAAAAAGCAGGUCCUUUUGAAGUCACGCUGACCUUGCUCAUUAUUAUUCACGAGCGCGUCCUCGGUGAGCCGCGCCCACUCUCUCGUUCUCGUACUCAUUAGCAGUCAACAUCACUCUCCAGCCAGAGCGAGACCCAGCUAUCACUGUAUCCGCUAUGGGUCUCUUCCAAACGACCGGUGUUUCCUUCGGUUCACUGCCGGGAAAAUGAACUUAAAGCUGGGCAGAUUGAAUGAGAAAACACCGCUGGAGAUCUCCGGCUUCUUCUUCAACUUCCACCUCCUCUUCGGACUCGGGGUCUAAAAUAUAUGGUUUAAUACCUGCCAUUUUUAGCCUUUAGCAUAAGGUGACCAGACGUCCCCGAUUUCCGGGGACAGUCCCUGUAUUGGAUGACCUGUCCCCGGCAAAGAGCUGUCCCCGAAAAUGUCCCUGAUUUAAGCGUUUCAUGAAUGAGAGCAAAAAUGUUGCGUGUGGGCUCGAACAACGGUUAUUACAGUAGCCGAAUAGGUAGGAAGCACAAGUAAGCAGUCCUGAACAACAGUUCUUAUGGGGGUUAUUACAAGGGGCAUGCGCUGCUACUAAAUAGUACCGAGAUUUUGUCUGUGAUCACACAGCCCCUGCACCCUCCCUGCUGCCGCCGCCGCCACACCGAAUAUCCCCGGAUAUCAUUACAGACAUCUGGGCACCUUACUUUAGCACACAUUAGCAAAAUGGAUAAACCGAAAUCCGAACCUCCACUGCUGAACCAAUCAGAGCACAGCAGGCUUCACAGCAGUGAUCCAAUCAGAGCAAAGCUCAUUACCAUAAAUGUUAAUGAGCUAAAAUCAGUUGGUUUUCCUGUAAGGUUUUUUAGGCAUACUAAAACAAACCAUCAAAUAACUUUUCAGCUAAAAUUAUGUUGCAAACAUGAUCAGAGGACAUCAAGGAUUAUGAUAAAAAUGGGUAUGAAAUUUUGAUGGCAGGUCCCCUUUAAGGAGUAAAGACAGAACUAAGUCAAUAUCAUGCUGUAGUAAAGGUGCCUGAAAACCAGAGACUAGGACUGUUGACGCAGUAGGACCAUUUAGACUUCUGAGCAGGUUCAGGUCCAGGUUUUGGGGAAUUUGAAGGUAAUCUGAUGACAUCAGGUUUGACAUCCAAUUACAAAACAAACACAAUAUGAAACUACAAACCAAAAACCUAAACCAACUAUCCAACCAAAAAACAACCAAAAAACAACCAACUAACUGACAUAAAACCAACCAACCAAAAAACAACCAAACAAACAAUAAACCAACCAAACAAAAAACCCACCAACCAACCAAUCAACCAACCAAAAUCCAACCAACCAAAAACCAACCAACCAAUCAACCAACCAAAAACCAACCCACUGGCCAACCAAAAACCAACCAAUCAAUCAAGAACCAUAAAAAAACCAACAACCAAGCAACCAAAACUAAUUGAAAAUCAACCAAAACAAAAACCAACCAACCAGAAACAUACUGAAAAUCAAUCAAGAACCAACUGACCAACCAACUGACCAACCAACCCAAAACCAAUCAAAAACCAAUCAACCAACAAACCAACCAAAAACCAACCAAUCAACCAAGAACAAAUUGAAAACCAACCAACUGAAAACCAACCAAUCAACCAAGAACCAACUAAAAACCAACCGACCAACCAACCAAAAACCAAUUGAAAUCAACCAAAAACCAACUAAAAACCAACUGACCUACUAACCAACCAAUUGAAAACCAACCAACCAACAAACCAAACAAAAUCCAACCAACCGGCCAACCAAAAACUAAUCAAUCAACCAAAACCCACCUAAAAAUCAACCGACCAACAAACCAACUAAAACAAAAACCAACUGACCAACCAGGAACCAAUCAACCAACAAAAAACAACCAGCCUACCGACCCACCAACCAACCUAGAACCAAUUAAAAACCAAACAAACACAUAAACAAACAAAAAUCAACCAAAAACUGACCAACCAAUCAAGAACCAACUUAAAACCAACUUACCAACCAACCAAGAACCAAUUAAAAACCAAAGUCAACCAACCAAAAACCAACCAAACAAGAACCAACCAAACCAACCAAAAUCCAAACAACCAAAAUCCUACCAACCCACAAACCACCCAAAAACCAACCAACCAAAACCAUCAAUCCAUCCAUCCAUCUUUCCUCAUCUCUCUUCUCAGCAGCAUUUCCGGGUCUUUUCUGGGGGAUUCUGUGGUAUUUCUGUUUAGAUAUGUUUUUCAGUUCUUGGGGUGAGUUCUGGUUCUGCCCCGGGAGAGUGUCCUUCCAGGUUGACAAGCCUGGAGACCCUCUAAAGGGAGGCAGUGGACAUCUUUAUCAGAUGCCAGAACCAUGCUUUUGAUGUUCAGCUCUUCUCUGAGGUCCUGAGUCUCUGUUUAAGGCUGAGCAGAUACCUGCAGGAGGAAACUCAGCUCAGCAGCUCGUAUCUGCACUGCUAACACCAUGUUGAUGCCAUGCCAUCUAUCCAUCUCACAGUUCAUUUUACCCUCUCUGUGAGUGAAACCCUGAGCUUUUGAAACUCUUUCACUUGGAGUAAAGAUCUACUCCUAACAAGGAGGAUUAUGCUUCUAAGCUGUUCUCCUGCAGGGAUCCAGGCCUGAGAGUUGAGAAUGCUAACUCUCCUCUUAGCUGCUCUGAUGCCUGCUGGUCCCAGAAACCAACAGAGCCACAUCAUCUGCAAAAAGCAGCGACAGUAGUCUGAAACCCUUGACCCAGAAAUCCUUAAGAUCACAAACAUUUAACUCAGAUUUAAAAUCCCUGUUUUUUAAUUAGAUUUGAUCGGACUGAAGCAGUGACUCCGAAAAUGUCUUUCAGCACUGAAAUCUGGACUCAUUUCUGUCUGAUGCUCAGAGAAACAAUUCCAGCUGAGAUGUAUUUACUUCUGUUUCAGUAAUUUUUACCUUUUCGCUGCAGUAAUGAGAUGUGAAAUGUCAAACACUUUCAGGUGAAUAACACAAGUUCUCUUUCCCUCUCUGUCAGGGCCGUCCCUGGGCGAUCUGUCGGACAAGAAGAGAGGGAAGUUCGGAUGGUUCAGUCACUCCAAUGAAACCCACGGUGAAGCCUUGUUCUUCACUCAAACCUCUUUAACAUCAGCUCUGUUCAAAAAACCUCUCAAGCACAGAAAAUACACUGCUGUGUGUGUGUGUGUGUGUGUGUGUGUGUGUGUGUGUGUGUGUGUGUGUGUGUGUGUGUGUGUGUGUGUGUGUGUGUUUCCCAUCAGUCUAAAUGUAGAAAGCCUUCUUUCCCGCUGUCCUGUUAGUAUCUGGGUCUCUGUCUGAGCUCAUCUUUCUCUGACCCUGAUUCUCAUCAUGAGCUAUCUCUCUUUCUGUCACUUCACGCAGCCUCUUAGACAUACAUAUUUAUCAUGCUAACUUCCUAAAACAGUGACACAAACAAAUGCAAAUAAAAAAUCACUGAGAGACCACGAGAAAAACAAGCAAACGUCACAAAACCAGACCAGAGUUUGAAGAAAACUGCAAUGUGUCCUUUAACUUAACCAAGUCCUGGACUCAAUGAUGCCAAAUCUACCAAGUGACCAUCCUCAGGGCAAAGCUGAGUGGACAUGAAGUCCUCAUCAGGAUGUGGUCAAUGCUGAGUGAGACAUGGUCUGCAUGAAAGCUCAGAAACAAACAUGGAGGGACAGUGUCCAAUACAGGGAAACUGGGACUCAGCUCAGACUAGAGCAUGACACGGUAGUGGAUUUUCACUCCUGUCCCGUCCCACUCCCAGAGAAAAAAUCCCGUCCCGUCCCAAUCCCGGACCGAAGUAAAAAAAAAAAAUCCCGUCCUGUCCCACUCCCGUAGAAUGACUCCCACUCAAAAUUACUCCCACUCCUGUCCUGCUCCCGUUUGAAUAAAAUCAAACAUGCUGAAAAAAUGUUGCAUUUUUUUUUUUUAGGUAAAAGUGCAGUGCAUAUAAAAGGCAUUGCCUUUGAGUUUCACAUGCCUGACAUUCGGUCGGUGUAAACAAAGUGCAUAUACACUCACCGGCCACUUUAUUAGGUACACCUGUCCAACUGCUCGUUAACACUUAAUUUCUAAUCAGCCAAUCACAUGGCGGCAACUUAGUGCAUUUAGGCAUGUAGAUAUGGUCAAGACAAUCUCCUGCAGUUCAAACCGAGCAUCAGUAUGGGGAAGAAAGGUGAUUUGAGUGACUUUGAACGUGGCAUGGUUGUUGGUGCCAGAAGGGCUGGUCUGAGUAUUUCAGAAACUGCUGAUCUACUGGGAUUUUCACGCACAACCAUCUCUAGGGUUUACAGAGAAUGGUCCGAAAAAGAAAAAAUAUCCAGUGAGCGGCAGUUCUGUGGGCGGAAAUGCCUUGUUGAUGCCAGAGGUCAGAGGAGAAUGGCCAGACUGGUUCGAGCUGAUAGAAAGGCAACAGUGACUCAAAUAACCACCCGUUACAACCAAGGUAGGCAGAAGAGCAUCUCUGAACGCACAGUACGUCGAACUUUGAGGCAGAUGGGCUACAGCAGCAGAAGACCACACCAGGUGCCACUCCUUUCAGCUAAGAACAGGAAACUGAGGCUACAAUUUGCACAAGCUCAUCGAAAUUGGACAAUAGAAGAUUGGAAAAACGUUGCCUGGUCUGAUGAGUCUUGAUUUCUGCUGCGACAUUCGGAUGGUAGGGUCAGAAUUUGGCGACAACAACAUGAAAGCAUGGAUCCAUCCUGCCUUGUAUCAACGGUUCAGGCUGGUGGUGGUGGUGUCAUGGUGUGGGGAAUAUUUUCUUGGCACUCUUUGGGCCCCUUGGUACCAAUUGAGCAUCGUUGCAACGCCACAGCCUACCUGAGUAUUGUUGCUGACCAUGUCCAUCCCUUUAUGACCACAAUGUACCCAACUUCUGAUGGCUACUUUCAGCAGGAUAAUGCGCCAUGUCAUAAAGCUGGAAUCAUCUCAGACUGGUUUCUUGAACAUGACAAUGAGUUCACUGUACUCAAAUGGCCUCCACAGUCACCAGAUCUCAAUCCAAUAGAGCAUCUUUGGGAUGUGGUGGAACGGGAGAUUCGCAUCAUGGAUGUGCAGCCGACAAAUCUGCGGCAAUUGUGUGAUGCCAUCAUGUCAAUAUGGACCAAGCUCUCUGAGGAAUGCUUCCAGCACCUUGUUGAAUCUAUGCCACGAAGAAUUGAGGCAGUUCUGAAGGCAAAAGAGGGUCCAACCCGUUACUAGCAUGGUGUACCUAAUAAAGUGGCCGGUGAGUGUAUAUAAACAAUGGGGUUUCUAGACUAAAUUACUCCCUGGGCGAGGGGACUAAAACUAAAACCUGACCUUGCCUUCCUUGAUACAAAAUCAUCAAUAAUCUCGUCAUAAGAAAUCUGCUCCCCUAUUAACCCAUUAAGACCUGAACCCUGUCUGAGCUGCGCCUCUGAAAUCCUGAGGGCCAUUUUGAGAGGGGUCCCCAGAUUUGGAGGUUUUCUUAACUGUUGAGGUUUACAAAAAAAGCUGAUAUCUCAGCCUCUGUUGCAGAUAGAAAGAGGAUUCAAAAAGUAUUUGAGAGCUUACAGGUUUGGCUUUCAAGAAAGCUAUUUAUUAUUUUUCUGAACCUUUACCACAUUAUUAAAAACCUUGAACAAACAAACUUAAAUGAAAUAAAGCCACUGUAUAAAUAAAAGUAAAGACUCCGCUGGAGAAUAACAAACUAUUUGCUUUCUGUAAAACAAGUGGCAGUCAUGAAAAGGUGUCCAUUCAACACAAAUGUUAAUAUAAAAAAUAAAGUGUUGAAAGGGUAUGCAGCUGCCCUAGUAUAGUGCCAGUACAAGACCAACACUUAAAACUAGAAAAAUGAAUAAAUAAAUGUCUGACAGUGUGUUCAUGUCUGUGCUCACCCACAGUCAUGAAACUGGUUGUUCACACUGCUGGAUGUUUCUCCUCCAAAGCUGCUCUCUGCCUCCGUCAUUGUUUACUUUACUCUUGAAGCACGUAGCAAGAUUCGAGCAUGAAUCCGAGCGCUUCAUUCGCCUAUCAGAGGUAGACGAGUAUGAUGAUUUGAUUCGCCACGACUUCAGAAAUGAUUAAAAAACUACAGAAUGUCACAAAAUGACGUAUCCGCGCUCCUGGCUUGAAGGGUAGAAAUGCGCAGCCGCGCUCUCAACUUGGAGGGCUGAUAUGCGUAAAUACUGUUCUGGUUUAAAUGGGUUAAGUGAUUGAUGCUGAUGAAGACAAGGCCAGUGAGCCGUUCCUGAGACAUGGUUGACCUUUGGUACGAUUUCAUCAACUUCAGUUUUGAGAAGCUCCUCUCUGCUUGAGCCACCGUGACUGGCAGAGUGAGAGCAAUCCUGAGAGCAGAGCUGUCCCCCUCUCCCCAUUUCGUCUCAUACAGUCUGUCAGCCUCUGUGCGGCACCUUCGCAGCAAGCAGAGGUGCCUACAGCAACAGGGGGGCGCCAAUUUGACAACAGGAGUUCAUACGAAACCGCUUUGCGGUGCAGAUUUAUUAUUAUUUUCUUUUUUCUUUCUUUUUUGGAAGUGCUCGUGCCGCCCCCCAUGAGUCAUGACACAAAUGCUGUCCCGGGCGGCUGUCCGGUUCACCCCUGCCUAGAACCGCUACUGUAUAUGUAUAUAUUCUUGUUGAGGUAAUGUGGGAGAACUACAUCAGUUAUGUGUGUUGCCGGCAGCCACUCUGAGUCGCUUUUCACUUUCGGUGGUGAUAGGAAGUCAAACCACUGUUGUAGUUCUUUUGUGUUGCUAGCGCGGUCAAGAGUGUUGGCUCUCACUGAGAGAUGACUACAAAAAUGGACGCAUCUGUUCAUCUGGUUGUUUAACAUGGCUGAAAAUGAUAAUCUAUUAAUGUUGUUCCUGCUCCUGCCCGCUCCCGUUGCUUUUUUUUCCCGUCCCGUCCCGGGAUUAUUUAAAAAAUGACUCCCAUCCCAUUGGAUUCCCACGGGAAUCACAUGACCUAUGGGAAUUACCGAAAAAAGUCAUCCUCUACCUUAGACCCAGCAGAAAACCAGUCAAGUGAAACUAAGACUCAGCAAACACAUAUACAGUAAAACGAAGACUGUAAAGACAGAUUAAGUGAAACCCAGACUAGGAGGUGACAGAAACAUUGAAAGUCAAACUCAGCAGAACAGAGACGAAUGUAAUAUAACCGAGACUCAGUAGGGACAAAUAAUUGAAAACAGAGCUUCUUUAGAGACAUUUACUGUGAAACUGAAACUCUGCAAAUACGUUUACUGUGAAAAUGAAAGUCUUCAGAAAUUGACUGUAAAACUGAAACUCUUUAAAGACAUUUACCGUAAAACUAACACUCUUUAGACAUUAACUAUGUUACUGAGACUCUGCAGAGACAUUGACUGUAAAAAUGAAACUGUUUAAAGACAUUUACUGUGAAACUGAAACUCUUCAGAGACAUUUACUGUGAAACUGAAACUCUUUAGAGACAUUGACUGUAAAUCUGAAACUCUUACUGUAAAACUAAAACUCUAUUGAGACAUUUACUGUAAAACUGAAACUCUUUAACGACAUUUACUGUAAAACUGAAACUCUUUAACGACAUUUACGGUAAAACUAAAACUCUAUUGAGACAUUUACUGUAAAACUGAAACGCUUACUGUAAAACUGAAACUCUGCAGACAUUUACUGUGAAGCUUAAACUCUUAAGAGACAUUUACUGUGAAACUGAAACUCUGCAGACAUUAACUGUAAAACCGAAUCUCUUCAGACAUUUACUGUAAAACUGAAACUCUUUCGAGACUGAUGCAAUGACACUGAGACUCAGUGAAGACAGGUACAGUGAAACAAAGACUGCAGAGACACAUGGACAGGGGUUUUGGGAGUUGGUUUCCACUGGGGAACAUCCUGGUUCUGAUCUUAGCUAACAGGUCAUAAAAGUGGGACCUGGUCUUCUUCAGUAAGCUAGAAGCUGCAAGAGAGUCUGUCCAGACUGGGUCCAUGAAGGAGGUUCUGGUUUACCAACAAUCAUGAACACAGAUGUGAGUGAAGACCUGUGUCUUUGCUGAUGAUGUUUGUCUGUUUCUCUGUAUGUCAGCGAGUCUUCCUGCCAGUGAAACAGCCUCUGAAAACACCGUCAACAUUGAUGAGGAACACACUGACUGCUGCCAGGCCUGCUGGUAACACACACACACACACACACACACACACACACACACACACAGCUGAUGUUUGUUUGAUUGUUUACUUACCUCUCUGGUUUUUCAGCUCGAAGAUGAUGAAGAUCGGCUGCUGGUGAGUUUACUGACAGUCAGAAAAACUCACUUCCUCCCCUCACAGUCCUCGCUCUGAACCCUUGUCUGUCUCCUCGCUCUCAGUCGGACGUUACGCCGGUGGAAUCGAGUGUGUCGUCGAAACUGUCGCACAGCUGUCAAAUCUGUGACGUUCUAUUGGCUGGUUCUGCUGCUCGUCUUUCUCAACACCUCCCUCAGCGCCUCCGAGCACUACAACCAACCUGAUUGGCUCACACAAGUCCAAGGUAACGCAGUAAAGUGAUGACAGAGAAGUGGAAAUAAGGAACGGGCUGCAGGGGCUGUGAUAAAAUGAUGCUGGGGUGUCUCCUCUGUCUCGUAGACAUCGCCAACAAGGUGCUGCUGUCCCUGUUCACGGUGGAGAUGUUGUUGAAGAUGUACAGUCUGGGUCUGGCUCAUUACUUCGUGGCAUUCUUUAACCGCUUCGACUGCUUCGUGGUGUGCGGCGGCAUCAUGGAAACCAUCCUGGUGGAGCUGGAGAUCAUGCCUCCUCUGGGGAUCUCUGUGCUGCGCUGUGUCCGCCUGCUCCGGAUUUUCAAGGUGACACGGUGAGGAAACACACCUUAAACAGGUAACAGCUGGUUUAUUGCUCCACCUCUGAUUCCUCUGAUGUCACUGUGUCUCUGCUCAGCCAUUGGACAGCUCUGUCUAACCUGGUGGCGUCCUUGUUGAACUCCAUGAAGUCCAUUGCCUCCCUGCUGCUCCUGCUCUUCCUCUUCCUCAUCAUCUUCGCUCUGCUCGGGAUGCAGCUGUUUGGAGGGAAGUUCAACUUUGACGAGACGCAGACCAAACGCAGCACCUUUGACGCCUUCCCUCAGGCACUGCUCACCUGCUUCCAGGUAAGACAGGGACAGCCUGCCAAGUGUUUAAACCACAAUGGAUGCUGGUCCAUUCUGCCCCUUUAAUGAAAGAGUCUACUGUGUGUACUGGUCCUGGUCUGGACUCUGUGUGCAGAUCUUAACUGGUGAGGACUGGAACGUGGUGAUGUAUGACGGCAUCAUGGCGUACGGUGGGCCUGUGUUUCCCGGAAUGAUCGUCUGCGUGUACUUUGUCAUCCUCUUCAUCUGUGGUAACUGUAUCCUUCACCACCUGGAGGUCAGAGGUCAGAGAGGAAGAAGUACUGUGAUACUGCAGUAAAAGUCCUGAUACCACACUGAGCGAAUACUCUGCAAGAACUUACGAAUACUGAAGAAAACCAGAAACCUGCAGGUGUGUUCAAGUUCUGCAGGAAAGCAGAGAUCUGUGAUCAGAGUUUACUGAUUCUUAACGUGAGUCAGACAUCCUGCUGAAUGUCUUCUUGGCCAUUGCUGUGGACAACCUGGCGGGAGGAGACGGAGACGACAAAAAGGAGGAGUGAGUGAAGGAGAGAUUGAAAAAACACAGAAAGACAAAAUAAAAACCUCAAACCCAACGGAGUUAAAGGUGGAGUAGUCAGGAUCUGAUGAAGUUCCAGUUUUUUGGGAGAAAUCUUGUAAUGUAAACUCUACCCCUCCCAACCAGUUUCCCCCUCAGCUCCUCCUCUCUGAAGCCCCGCCCACAAACAGACGCUCCUGCUCGCUCGUAUCGUUCCAAUUAAAUUCAGAUAUAAUGCAGAUAAAUACUUCAGAUCAUUACAAAUGGGGCCCAGUCAAGAUGAAAGUAAAAAGCAUUGGUGCUACUGUAGAUGCCAACAGACUACCAGCAAACACAAUGUUUGCAGGACUUCUACAACUAGGAUAAAGUGACAUAGUCCAGGACCCGAGGGAGGACAGUUUAGUGGCGCUACAACACGCUACAGCAGGUCCGUUUGACAAGAAACACUUCUGUUACAGACACUUGGCUUACUUUGUUAAAGCGGUUUACCUGUCCAGCAGAAAGGUUACAGGGUCACCAAGAUCCCGAAGCGUCCCCCACAUAGACUGUAUAGACUAUGGACAACUUGGUUCCUCCAUCCGCCAGUAUACAGAUUUGAAGCCCAAAAAAUUUCUGUAUUUCCAAAUUUUUUCUCCAUUUCCUGAAACCAACAUUGCGCAUUAGCGUUGUACGCAUUCGGCGGGAGAGUCACUGUGAUGACACUCGGCUCAAACAGCGUAUCCCCCGGUGAGGUACGCAAUCUUCGUAUGAGAAAUGAGAAACAUUUGUAUUCUGUGUCAUUAAUUUAUGACCUAUACUGCAGCCCGUCACCAGAGGGUGCUGUUUUCAGAGUGGCUUCACCAAGCGAGGAGGCAGAUGGUGUCUGUUCCAUAUACAGUCCCCAUCGUUUAUGUUGACCCAGCUUUUUAGCUCUUGUCCGGUCUACCUCCGUUUUAAGCGCCCUUUAUUCCUCCAGAGUUUCCGGCAUUUACUUUGUUUUCUUGCUUGUGUCGGCAGUCGUGGCCAAAGGAGGAUUCAGACAAUUUUCUGAACUCUCUGGUUGGUUUCUACUGUCCGAUAUUGUAGCACGCUAACUUUGUUUGGGCUCCUGAACAACACGGGGGAGCAGUGUCUGCCUCACAACCAAUCAGGUUGGGGAGGCGGAGAACGGCUUUGUUUACAGUCGGAAAGAGCGACACACAAACUGUUAAAAUGUGACUACACCGACAUAACAAAACAGCGAUAUUGUGAUAUUACCAAAUGUCAUCAAUAACUAAUAACUAUUGACUAAUAUUGAAAGCUUUUUUGUAAAUACACCACAAAAAAAGAUUCUUCUUUAACAGAAUCCUGCCUACCGUACCUUUAAGAGGAAGUGUUAAGAGAGUACGAUCUGAUCAUUCAAGAAUUGAGUAAAAAUUUAUUCAACAGUGAAAAAAACAUUCAGAGGCUGAAACUGAAAAUGUUUUUGUUUGAUGGAAAUAUGAAAAGGUUCUGAUAGCGGAACAAACUGUUUCCUCGGUGUGCGGACUCUUCUGGACUCAGUAAAGUGUGAAAAAAGGAGCGAUGUGACUUCCCUCGUCUUUGUGGUCAUUUCUGCAGGAAGAAGGCGGAGGGAGGCGAGGGAGAGGAGGCUGAAGAAGAAGGAGAAGUGAAGGUAACAAAGAGGUCAAAGUCCGGCCACUCAUCCUGACAGUGAGUCCAUAAGGGUGACGUUGUUUGUCUCUGCAGGUAGAGGUGGAUGAAGAUACUGAAUACGAGGAGGAGGAGGAGCCAGUGGAAGGAGACGACGGUCAGUUAGAGCGGAUUAAAAUACGCCGUGAUUACGAGACUCACAGGUGCAUCAUCGUUUACCCUCACCUCUUUUUUUCUCUUUCCUUCCUUCCUAUCUCCUCCUUUUUUUUUUUUACCCCUCCUAUUCAGAUGGAGGAGUCCAGUUAAAGAUGGCCGACCUGGCUCCUCCUAAAGAGAAGGUUCUUCCUAUCCCAGAGGGCAGUGCUUUCUUCUGCCUCAGCAAAACCAACCCGUGAGUCUGAGUGCACCUGUUUAACACCUGUUUACCUUUAGCAUUAGCAUUAGCAUUUUAUUUAUUUCACCUUUAUUUAAAUUUACCAGUCGAUCUACGUGCCGAUCCUCACCUAUGGUAAUGAACUUUGGGUAAUGACCAGUGAACAAGAUUGCGGAUACAAGCAGCCAAAAUGGGUUUCCUCUGCGGGGUGGCCGGGCUCAGCCUUAGAGAUAGGGUAAGGAGCUCGGACACUCGGGAGGCGCUCAGAGUAGAACCGCUGCUCCUCCAUGUUGAGAGGAGUCAGCUGAGGUGGCUCAGGAAUCUGGUUAGGAUGCCUUCUGGACGCCUCCCGUUAGAGGUGUUCCAGACAUGUCCCACCGGGAGGAGACCUUGUGACAGGCCCAGGACCAGGUGGAGGGAUUAUAUCUCUCGCGUGGCCAAGCCUGGCCAAGAAUAGCAGCAAAGCAGUUUCAAAACAAAAAACAAACACACUCAGACUCACACAGCUCAACAUCAGCAACAAGUACAGUCAAAAUAAAACGCCAGCUAAAGCAGUGGCAUACAGACAGUUUUCACCACAGGAUUUUAAAACACUCAGAGACACUUGAUUAUGUAAUAUAAAUUCAAUCUGCAGGUUAUUUCACACAAAAGGAGCAGAAAACCUAAAGGCCUUCUGUCCCAGCUCUUCGGGAACAGCAAACUGCACAAAGUCAAGCAAAUGCAAAUGAUGUAAUCCUUACUUUAUGAUGAGCAAGGAGGAAAGGUAGUCUGGAGGGUUGCCUAGAACAGCUUUCUAGAUAAAGACAUACCAAUGUCCAAUGAGGCGAUGUAUUCUUAGAGAAUAUAUCAAAGAGGUUCAUUUGGCUUACGUAUGAAUAUUGAUCUCAAUUUUUUCCUUUUUUAAAGCCUGUAAGGUGAAGUGUUGUACCUGACAAGUUCCGGCUACUUUGCCUCUGCAGCCUUCAUCAGAGGUGUCACGUGAUGGUAGUGUGACGUCUUCAGUGGUGCGUUAUAUGAGUUUUUUCAGACAAAAAACGCGGAGCGGAUUGUAAGCAAAGCAAGAAAUGCCUUGGUGAGAGAAAGAAUUCGUUGCACGGAAAAUAAGAUCAACAACAUCAAAGGGCAAUUGUCUGAGAAAAGGAGGGGAUUUAAACAACGUUUCCCCCUGGACGCGGAAAUCGAGUGGAUUAUGAAUGAACACCUACAACGUGAGCACGAGAAGGAAUUCGAAAAAGCAAAAAGCCGUCACAUCAGAAAACUUGAGAGGCUAACCACAGUAAAAAAGGAGGAAGAACACAGCAACAAAAGAAAGAAAUGGGUAUGCAACCUUUCACAAUGCAAACUAACAGAAGUAGAAAGCAGUGUGUUAGCUUGCGGUCUAAAUUUUGCCACAACGCCAAUUAACAUACCGUACAAAGAUUUCAUUGUAGCAACAGAGUUAGCGUGUCAAAAAAUAGCAAACCAAGGCGACAAAUCCGAUUUACGCAACGAGAUAGCGGGAAUACUGAAAUCUGCCAAAAUAACUCACAAGAACACCAGUAGUAAAGAAUGGACGGCUAUACAAUCAAUAGCUAAAGACAAAACUAUCACAGUGUUGCCUGCAGAUAAAGAGAGAACGACAGUUAUUAUGGACACAAAACAAUACGAAAACCAAAUGAUAGCCAUGCUGGAGGAUAAAGACACAUAUGAAGUACUGAAAAAGGACCCUACAGAGGAAAAUAAGAAAAAACUGAAGACUUUACUUAAACCAUUAGUAGACGAGGGAAAAAUAGACAAGGAUAACUACAAUUUCUUAGUACCCACAGCCAGUAUCACCCCCAGAAUAUAUGGCACCCCAAAAAUACACAAAAAAGACGUUCCGCUCCGCCCCAUUGUUGACAGCAUAGGAUCUGUUACAUACAAUCUUUUGAAAGCCCUGGUUGAGAUAAAAAACCUCUCCUAGGCCGGACAAAGCAACACUGUAAGAACUACAGUGUUCUUAGAGAAGUCCAGCUGACCUUUGAGUCUAAGUCACAGUGGUGAGUAAGAAGUCUACAGUUGGUGAUAAAUCUCAGAGUUCCAUGGUAAACACUGUCCAACAUCUGUAGACUCUGAGCAGAAGCAUUCAUGGACAGUAAAUCCAGACCAUAAUCCAGAACAGGUCAAAAUGUUAACUCAACAAGUCUCUUUUUAACCAUAAAAGAGAAACAAGACUUGUUUCUGUAGAAAAACCAAGUAAAACCUUUUUGGUAACAUACUCUUUUCAUCAAGCAAAAACCCCAGAUAUUUAAAGGUGGAAACCAGUUCAAUUUCCUGACUAUCCUUAGUAACAAUUUUCCCAGGCAAGAUUAUUUUAGCCACUCUAGAUGAUGUGAAGAACAUGAGUUCAGUUUAGUCUGCAUUUAGAACAAGCUGCAGCUGGCUGACCUGGGAUUCCCACCGCAUCCGGAACAGCAGCAAUUUUCGCCCUACACCAAAUCCUGGAUCUGUUUGUGAGACAAAUUCUGUGGCAAAUACGGACAGUGGAAAAUUGCGAGAACUCAAGAGAACCCAUGGAUUCACAUGCAAUCGGGUGAAAACGAGUUGUCUUAAGCCACAGAGGCCAACAAUAUAAGCAGUAGAUUGUGUCCUUCCAGAGGAGGAAAUCUACUUCUAGACGUCGAGAAUCAGCAUCUCCUUAACCAUGGUGUCAUCAGGGUGAAAUGACAUCUAAAAACCUUUCACUUGUUUGUCUCCGCCCCUUUGCAUGGUGCGAAAUACGAUCCGCCUGAGACACAGAGUGUUUUAUUUUGAAAAGAAAUCGGUUUUACUUUGUGACUUCCUUUCCAGCACGGGCUAAUCUGUGCUGAAUUUAUCCGGCAUGCUACGGCGUCCGUUAAAAAUCAAACUCUUGCGAUCAGCUGCGGAGCGAUCCGCAGAGGAAUGGAAAGAAGCAGGUGGAAACAUGUUGACAUGUUAACUUGAAUGGUUAUGAUCAGCUACGAUCGGCGGAUCCGGCCUUUUCAUAGACAUUCAGGAUGGGGUAGAAAUUGCCAGUAAACUGAUCCUGAACUAAAUCCAACGCAUGCAGAAGAUUUGUAAAGGCUUGUGCAGGUGAAGGUGCGCAGCUGUAGAUUACCGUAUUAUCAGCAUAGAAAUGAAGCGAUGAAUUGGGAACAUUUUGUCCAAUCACAUUUAUAUACAAUGUAAACAACAGGGGGCCCAAUACAGACCCUUGAGGCACCCCUUCUCACAGAGGUAACACCACCUAAUUAAACAGCCUGAGUUCUGUCAGUCAGAUAGUUGGAAACCCGACCAACAGCUUGUUCCGAGAACCCAGUAGCUCUGCGACGGCGUUAGCAUUAGCAUUAGCAUUGCAGAUUGAGGGUCUCUUUAACCUCCUGACUCGAUGACUCGGCUUUCACUGACGUGCUCUGGUCAGUCUGUGAGGAUGUUUUUUUUAGGGCUGAUGACACUCGAUCUCCUUCUCUGCCUCCUCCAGGAUCCGUGUGGCCUGUCACACUCUGAUCCACCACCACAUCUUCACCAACCUCAUCCUUGUCUUCAUCAUCCUCAGCAGCUGCUCACUGGCUGCCGAGGAUCCAAUCAGAGCCCACUCCUUCAGGAACAAUGUGAGUAAAUGUGGGGUCCUGUUCCAAACUCUGAGACAAUAAGAUUUAGACUGGGUUCAGAGAUAUUAUCAUGACGACCCCGUUAGUGAUUGUGAUAAUGUUGUACCUACACCUCUGCAGUUUGAGUGGGCGGGGGGCAGGGCUUGAAAAGAUUACACAGCAGAAGUGGGUCAGUGACUAACCCGGUUAGAGAGGAAACACACAGAGAGAGCAGAUCACCAGUUUACUGUCUGAUCCUGACACACCGCACACACACACACACACACACACACACACACACACACACACACACACACACACACACACACACACACACACACACACACACACACACACUGUGCAGCAGCUGUCUUCAUGCAAGACGUAGCAAUUAGCAGCAGCUGGAGAAAGACAUCACUUCUAAUAUGCAAUCAUUGCACACACACACAAACAACUACACACACACCACAAACAAACAACAACAUACACAUUCCAAAAUACACACACAAACAACCACACACAUCACAAAAAUACACACACAAACCACACACAACAAAAACACAUACACAAACAACUACACACAACAAAAACCCAAACACACCAAAAGGACACACCACAAAAACACACACACAAACACACGCCACAAACACACACACAAAACUACACACAAACCACACACUCACACACAAACAACUACAUACACCACAAAAACACACACACAAACACACAAACAACUACACACAACAAAAACCCAAACACACCAAAGGACACACCACAAAAACACACACACAAACACACGCCACAAACACACACACAUACACACACAAAACUACACACAAACCACACACUCACACACAAACAACUACAUACACCACAAAAACACACACACAAACACACAAACAACUACACACAUCACAACCCCCCCACACACACAAUCAACUACAAACACAACAAAAAACACACACACACAAACACACAAACAACUAGAAUUUUGUUGCGUUGUUUGUUUGUUUCGUGUUGUUUGUCAGCAUCAUGUUGUUUGUUGGUAUUGUGUUGUUUGUUUGUGUGGUGUUGUUUGUUGGUGUUGUGUUGUUUGUUUUUGUUGUGUUGUUUGUUUGUGUCGUGUUUUGUUUGCUUGUGUCGUGUUGUUUGCACUCUUCUGUUUUUUGUUGUGUAGAUUCUGGGUUAUGCCGACUACGCCUUCACCUCCAUCUUCACUGUGGAGAUUCUGCUGAAGGUAAAAACAACCACCAACUCAGAAACUAGAAUUUAGGAUUUCACCUCUUUUUUCCUCCUAGUUAAAUGUUUACGCUCUCUCUCUCUCUCUCUCUCUCUCUCUCUCUCUCUCUCUCUCUCUCUCUCUCUCUCUCUCUCUCUCUCUCAGAUGACGGUCCACGGGGCGUUCCUCCAUCAGGGCUCUUUCUGCAGAAACUGGUUCAACUUGUUGGAUCUGCUGGUGGUCAGCGUGUCUCUGGUCUCCUUCUUCCUCCAGUCAGUAUCUGAACUGUUAGCGAACAUUUGCAUUAAUGCUAACUUAAACAAAAGGAAAAUUAAAGGACUUCGGCAUUAGUUUAACGACUGAGGAAAUUCUGAGGUGAAAAAUGGCGACAAAGUAAUGUUAGUAAUCUAAUCUCAUAAAUUUAUUUCCAGGAGAGUAAAAUCCUGAAUGUGCACUCUGAUUAUCACAGAUUACAAUCCUCAUUCUUUAGUUACUGAAAACGACACGAAGCAAAAAGAGAUUAUAAUCUCUGAAGACUGUGAUGGAGUCACUAAAAAUAAUCCUUUGAAGCAUUUAUCCACAUGUUGAAAGAAGCUCAAGUUAGCGUUAGUGAUGGGGUGAACUGUUCUUUUGACUGAAUCUUUAGCAGUCAGUGCUUCGGAGCCCCAUCCUGCCGGUGCAGUACACAAGUGAGUGACACAGCGGCGAGUUCGUUCAUUGACCAAGCCCCUCCCCUCCCCUGCUGCUGUAGUCACAGCGUCGUUCACUGGGUGACACAUGUCGUUCAUUUGCCAAGUCCUGAAGAAAGAAUCACUCCCCUGCCCUGAAAAACGUACCUCUCUGUAUGUCGCUGUCCGUCGGCGGAAACAACACAGCAGCAAGCAGCAUGCCCGCUAAAUGAGCGCGAGUGGAGAGAUUACAAAUAACUAAACAUGGCAGCUGUAGCAGGGAUUCUAAUACUUUUAAAGAUAUCAAAUAUCGUAUUUCUUUAAAUUGGCUGAAAUUAAAUCCUUCUUAUAGGAAAGUUUAUACACGUGUAUCAAUGGAAAAGCGCUAUAAUGACCUGUUUUAUCUUAGCCUCAGUCAACGAACAGCUGCUCAGCAGUUGGUGAACAGCGCUACACCCCUCCCUCCUCCGCCCACCUAUUGAUCAUCUUAUCAGGUGCAUUUAUUAAUGUCUGGCUGCAGUUCCUGGAUGUUAAGAGGUAAUUGUAUUGAAUAUAAAGUCUCAUGUGUGUCUCAAAGGGACCGUGAGUGAUCUGAACAUCUGGAUGCUUUCAUGUAGUAAGAAUAGCUGACUGACCCUGUGUGUGUGUGUGUGUGUGUGUGUGUGUGUGUGUGUGUGUGUGUGUGUGUGUGUGUGUGUGUGUAGUUCGAGUGCAAUCUCAGUGGUGAAGAUUCUCCGAGUCCUUCGAGUGCUUCGACCUCUGAGAGCCAUCAACAGAGCCAAAGGACUCAAGGUAACAGCACACUGAGAGCACCUGUGAGUGAGCUGCGUUCUCAUUGGUCAGCUGCUUAUUCAUUUUACAGUAGAAUAAACAGGUGUGUGUGUGUUUCAGCAUGUGGUCCAGUGUGUGUUCGUGGCCAUCAGGACCAUCGGGAACAUCAUGAUCGUCACGACUCUGCUUCAGUUCAUGUUCGCCUGCAUCGGUGUGCAGCUGUUCAAGGUGAGACUCUGGUGAAGGUACUCGCCAUUGUGUGUCCUUAGCUCUCUGUAGACCUUAGUGAACCCAGCAGACCAGGUUCUGGAGUCUGACACUCAGUGUGUUUACAUGCACAGCUUAAUAGGACUAAGCUCGUCAUUUUCUUCCGCCUAAUCCGGGUCCGGGUCACGCUGGGCAGCAGCUGCAGGAGGGAAGCCCAGACAACCCUCACCACAGCCACUUCCACCAACUCCUCCUGGAGGGAUUCCCAGGCGCUCCCAGGCCAGGCGAGAGAUAUAAUCCCUCCACCUGGUCCUGGGCCGGCCACAAGGUCUCCUCCCGGUGGGACAUGUCCAGAACACCACUAAUGGGAGGCGUCCAGAAGGCAUCCUAACCAGAUGCCCGAGCCACCUCAGCUGACUCCUCUCGACGUGGAGGAGCAGCGGUUCUACUCUGAGCACCUCCAAGUGUCCAAGGUUCUUACCCUACCUCUAAGGCUGAGCCUGGCCACCCUGCGAAGGAAAGCCUUGUAUCCAGGAUCUCGUUCUUUCGGUCAUUACCCAAAGUUCAUGACCAUAGGUAAGGCUCGGCAUGUAGCUCGACCGGUAAAUCGAGAGUCUCGCCUUACGGCUCAGCUCUUUCUUCACCACGACAGAUCGGUUGAGUGUCCACAUCAUUGCUGACGCCGCUCCGAUCCACCUGUCAAUCUCCUGCACCAUCCUACCCUCUCUCCUAAACAAGAUACCGAGAUACCACCUGAGGCAGGACCUCCCCUUUGACCCGGAGAAGGCAAUCUACCUUUUUCUGGACUAAGCUCAUAAUUCAUUUUUUUUCUCUGAAUCAGACUUCUCUCCUUGUCCUCGUAUACAUGCAGCUGAGAAAACCCAAUUAUUGACGUGAACGUGUCCUCCUCCCCAAAACUAGGGGACGAUAUGGGUCUUUUCAGCGACCCCAUAAAACCAUCAACAACAACAGCAGGUCUGUGCCAGACGUCAGAAGUGUCUACAACUGCUGCUGGGCAUUUUGGAGAAACAAGAAGAUGGAGCAUCGUACAGCGUUGUUUUUGUCCGACAUGAUGGACGCACUACUUUUUCUGCAGAUGAGACGCAUGCGACUCCUCUUCUCUGGUGUUUUUGUUCCAGGUUUACAGGGGCGCGGCGUAAGUGCGCAUGCAUUGUCCGAUCAUACUUCAACUACGCUGGCUACAUGGUAGAGAAAAUCGAAUCCCAAUCUUAUUAUCUGGAUGUCUUAAUAGGAGUUCUCCAACUGUAACCGGAGUUCUCAAACUCCGAUUACCAUCUGACUAAGGUCAUCACAUGCACUUCAGUUGUCAGAGAUGCUGGAUUUGGCCUUGACCAAGCUGGGUGGUCCCUCUACUCUUUAGAGAGGAGGAUGCAGGGUCCAGGAUUUCCAGUUCUUCAUUGAAAGGACAACUGAGGUUCUGGACUUACUUUCGCCUAGUUAAAACAUCUCAAGUAAGUCCAGUUGUCCUUUCCAAUAAGAAUGACAGAUUUUGAUUCAUCAGGAUCCUGGUUCUAUCUGGUUUCCUCUCUCUGGUUAGAUGUUCCUGGUAGCAAAUUUUUUUUUCGUUGGAUGGUAGGAGAAGGUCCCGCCCUCCUUUGCCUCUGAUUGGCUGGAAGUUCUAGGCUCAGAUUGGCUUAUGUCUGUGAAACGUCAUUGUCUGUCUGGUUAGGAGAUUCAGAAUUGCGAUAAUGUUCUGUAAUGUUCUGUUCGAUGUACAGAGCCGACAGCCCGCUUCCUGGUACCACGUAUGAAAUGACUUCCUGUCUCAUGUCCACCCUGGUUCACUAACUUCCUGUUUCCGUGUUUAUGUUUCAGGGUAAAUUUUACCGCUGCACAGACGAAGCCAAACAUACUCCUGAGCAGUGCAAGUGAGUCUGAAAGUCUCUGAAACUCUGAGGAAGAGCUUUGCUCGACAAACGGAGACUUGACACCAGCUUGUGUGUGUGUGUGUGUGUGUGUGUGUUUAGGGGGACAUUUGUGGUUUAUAAAGACGGAGAUGUGAACCACCCGAUGGUCAGAGAGAGGAUCUGGCAGAACAGCGACUUUAACUUUGACAACGUGCUGAUGGGGAUGAUGGCACUCUUCACUGUCUCCACCUUCGAGGGCUGGCCAGCGUGAGUUUUUGAAUUUGAAUUUACUCUAUCAAAAGUUGUAGGGACGCUGUGAGCACUCACCACUUCAACCCCUGUGUGUCCAGGCUGCUGUACAAAGCCAUUGACGCCAACGGGGAGAACUCAGGUCCUAUCUACAACUACCGGGUGGAGAUCUCCAUCUUCUUCAUCGUCUACAUCAUCAUCAUAGCCUUCUUCAUGAUGAACAUCUUUGUGGGUUUUGUCAUCAUUACCUUCAGAGAGCAGGGAGAGCAGGAGUACAAGAACUGUGAGCUGGACAAGAACCAGGUAACAACUGCACCAGGAUCAUCUUGAAAUUUCAAAUGGCUGGGAAGAAUAUUCAUGCCGAUUUUCACACUUGUAUCACCAACUGAACGAUUCUGAUUCUGUGUGUGCAGCGUCAGUGUGUGGAGUACGCCCUGAAGGCCCAGCCCCUCAAGCUUUACAUUCCAAAGAAUCCGGUCCAGUACAAGUUCUGGUCCAUCAUCAACUCGACAGGGUUCGAGUACGUUAUGUUUGUCCUGAUCCUGCUCAAUACGGUGACCCUGGCUAUUCAGGUGAAAAUCUGACUGUUUUUUUCCUGCCUGUUUGAAGGUUUUUUUGAGAUUUUUUGCAGGACUCAUGCUGUUGUGUGUUUUGGUUGUGCAGCACUAUGAACAGUCAAAGACCUUCAGUUACUGCAUGGACAUCCUGAACAUGGUGUUCACCGGACUCUUCACCGCGGAGAUGCUGCUCAAGCUGCUGGCGCUCAGGCUGCGGGUGAGAACACACAGACAUGACCAAGUCUCCCGGCUAGAAGAGACUGAUUUAAACGAACCCAGGACAGUCAAAGUCAGGCAGCGAGGCCCAGGAGGGGGAACUGUGCUGGAUGAUGGAACAACUGUGUUUUUGUAAAGUUUGAGUUUAUCUAUAAAAACAAAAACUUAUAAACUCACAAAAAAAACCCCACACACCUGGAGCCUCGGCUCUGAGCACAUCAAGCAAAAGGCUCCACCUGCUGUUCUUUGUAGGUAUAACAGGCGAAUGAUACACAACUCUGUGUGUGUUUAUCAAAGAUUUAACCUCCAAUCAAAGAUUAGUCAUUUCUAUGAAAAAACAAGGUGACAGGUUCUGUAGAUUUUUACCGCAUCUAGAACGUCUAUGAAAAGGCUGUAUCCUCUGAUCAUAGCUGAUCGUAACCAUUUAUGUUAAUGUGUCAAUUUCCACAUUUUUUUUCCGUUCCUCUGUGGCUCGCCGGACUCCACAGCUGAUACCAAGAGUUCUAUUUUUUCUCAGACGCCGGAGCAUGCCAGAUAAACAUGUUAAAUCAAAAUUAGCAAAAUCAAUUGGCAUAAUUCACAAGGUAAAGGAUUUAUUGAACCAGUAUGCCUUAUCUAUUUUGUAUUGCUCAAUUGUAGUCCCAUAUAUCACCUACGGCCUGGAAAUAUGGGGAAAUGCAUACCCUACCCAUACGCAACCUAUCUUCAUCUUGCAAAAAAAAGCAGUACGAAUUAUCACCAAUUCAACUUACAGAGAACCAUCAAAUAAAUUAUUCAUUAAACUAAGAGCAUUAAAAUUUAAGGACCUGGUGGACUACAAAAUAGCACAGACCAUGUACAAAGUACAUAAUUCAUUGCCGUGUAAAAUUGUCAAUAUGUUUAAAAAAAGGGAAUGUAGGUAUGAGCUCCGUGGGACACAUUUGAUGGAAAAAAUGAAAACUAGAACCAAGACCAAAGAACAGUGUACUUCAGUUAAAGGUGUGAAUUUAUGGAAUGCCCUUGACGAUGAAUUAAAAACGUGUCAGACUAUUCACAAAUUCAAAUCGUUGUUUAAAAGCAAGGUGAUCGAAAAUUAUAGAAAUAAUGAUUGAGGUUAUGGAUUAAUUUAUAUUCUGGAUUUAAUUUGAUUAUUAUUAUUUUUAUUUUUUCUUUCUUCUGAGUCAUCUUUUAUUCUUUGUUUUGUUGAUGUGUUUUGUUUUUGUUUUCUAGCUAACGUGUGGAGUAAGAUGUUUUGAAUAUUUUGAUUUAGUAAGAAGGAUAGGCGUUAAUAAGCUUUUGCUUCAGCCUAUGCCUUUUCGGUCUGGUUUUCUUUUUCUUUUCUUGUAAUUUACUGUAUAUAUUGAAUGGAUAUGACCAGAUCGAAAUAAACUUCAAAACUUCAAACUUCAAACUUCAAACUUCAAUUCAGCACAGAUUAAACCAUGCUGGAAAGGAAUUUGGGCACAAAAUAAAACAACCGGCUUCUUUUCAAAAUAUAACACUCCGUGUUUCAGACGGAGAUGAACAAGUGAAAGGUUUUAAGACGUCAUUUCACCCCGAUGACACCAUGGAUGAUGAGAUGCUGAUUCUAGAAGUCUAGAAGUAGAUUUCCUCCUCUGGAAGGACACAAUCUACUGCUUAAACUGUAGGAGCUAAGUCAAAACUUUAAGCUACUGAGAUGCUUGACCUGGAGUAACCUGGUUGACGCGCUGCGCUACUGAGUUGACUGUGAGUUGUGAUGAUCAGUGAGAGUCUGUAUGCUGUUCCUUAGAAUAAGCAAACAAAAAAUUUAUUGCGAUGAACAACCAAAUCCAUUUUGCGAUUAAUAUCCAACACUGAACAAAUAAGAAAUACGCUGGCAGGUAGCGGCGCCACAACGCUUCGCCCUUCUGGGUCAAACACCCGCCCACAACAGUGACAUGGCUCUCUUUAUACCUGAGCCCCCAGAUAACAAGACAGCAACACCCAAUGCACACAAAGUGAACUGCAACUCCUAUUAAAAAAAUAUACUCAUACAUAUUUGGCUCCUACAUAUUUGCUUAUGUGUCUGUCUUUAUAGAGACAACUUGUUAUCGCGAAAUUGCACAUGAAUCCGCAGGUUAUUGUGAGCUCUCGUGAUUACUGCUGUCUGUAAUCUGCCACGAAAUUUGCCUCACCAACCGAUCCGGUAGGAAUUAGCCGACGGCGAAAGUCGUCGCUGAUCCGAAUGAGGUGAAAAUUGGGGGUUAGUGGACCCAGCAGACCAGGUUCUGGAGUCUGACAGUCAAAUGUUGUACUGUUAUGGCCUGAGAGAGGAUUUCAGGGUCUCCUUGGUCCUGUUUUUGGGGUCAUGCUCCAAAUGUUUUCAAAUCAGGACCGCAUCAGUCCAGUUCCUCAGCAGGACUCUUCUCCUACAGAGCCAUGCUGUUGUCAGGGUGGGGUUUUUAAUAUUUUACACAAAACAAAGUAAAACCACAUUUUUCCUCCAGUGCAGUUUUUUUUCUGUCUUCCUGUUUGGACUCAUUGUGUCCGAGGGGACUGAAACUGCAGGUGGACUUGACCAAACCCGUACCUUCAAUUGUUUUGAAGUCUGCGUUAACCUUCUGUCUGUCCCUGUCUUCGCAGCAUUACUUCAUCGAUGCCUGGAACUCGUUUGAUGCGCUCAUCGUGGUUGGCAGCGUCGUGGACAUCGUGGUCACAGAGUUUAGUGUGAGUAUUUGUAUGUUCAGCAUGCUGCCCCCUGCUGUCGCUGGGAGGAACCACAGUUCUAGUUCCCUUUUUAACACUUCUGGUCCCUGUCUGAUCCUCUCAGAGUGGGGAGGACAGCUCUCGGGUGUCCAUCACUUUCUUCCGUCUUUUUCGAGUCAUGCGAUUGGUCAAGCUGCUGAGUAAAGGAGAGGGGAUCCGAACACUGCUGUGGACCUUCAUUAAAUCACUGCAGGUUAGUGGGUGGGGCUUAAACAAAGGGGAGGAGCUUAUCAAAGAGCGAUGUAACACCCCUCCUCUCUCUCCAGGCUCUCCCGUAUGUCGCUUUGCUCAUCGCCAUGAUCUUCUUCAUCUACGCUGUCAUCGGCAUGCAGGUGAGGUAGUCCUGCAGGGGGCACUCUGGUCAGAACUAGAGUAAGGAUCCAAAACCUGAACCAGAACCAAACAGUCUGACUCUAAAAUAUCCUGUUCAGUAGAGCUUUAGACCUGAUGAUGAUGAUGAAGAAGAAGAAGCGAUUGUCUCUCAUGGAGCCAGUUCGUGGUGAUUGACGUAAACUGAGUUUCGACUGAAGAGGAGCUGCUGCUUCUAAAGGUCUUUUCUCUGGUUUUCUCUGUCAGACAUUCGGGAAGAUUGCGAUGCAGGAUCACACUCAGAUCAACAGGAACAACAACUUCCAGACGUUUCCUCAGGCGGUCCUCCUCCUCUUCAGGUCAGAUCGUUACUCCUCUUUCCUUUUUUUCUGAUCUGAAGUAUUUGUUGACGGUCUCAUGUAGGCUGCUGGUUUCUUCCUUUGAGGCCUGGGUGGUCAGUCUGGGAUGGUCGUAUAGGGGGUCUUUGCUGCUUCCCCCGACCUUGGCUUUACUCACAUUAAACAGAGGGGUAAAUCCGACUGAAAUAAGUUCUCGAUGUAAGUCUGAUUUUCACUGCAUCCAGAACAUAUAAGCAGUAGAUUGUGUCCUUCCAGAGGAGGAAAUCUACUUCUAGACUUCUAGAAUCAGCAUCUCCUCAUCCAUGGUGUCAUCGGGGUAAAAUGACGUCUAAAAACCUUUUACUUGUUCGUCUCCGCCCAUUUGCAUGGUGUGAAAUACGAUCCGUCUGAAACACGGAGUGUUUUAUUUUGAAAAGAAGACGGAUAUUUUAUUUUUUGUCUGUGCCCGACUUCCUUUCCAGCACGGGUUAAUCUGUGCUGAAUUUAUCCAGCAUGCUCCGGUGUCCGUAAAAAAUAGAACUCUUGCAAUCUGCUGCAGAGUCUAGCGAUCCGCAGUGGAACAGAAACAAGAUGGUGGAAAUUGACACAUUAACUUGAAUGGUUACGAUCAGCGGAUACGGCCUUUUCGUAGCUGUUCAGGAUGCGGUGGAAUUUGGGGAUGAGAGCAGAUCCAGUGUUGUUCGAUUCGGUGACAAGACUCCACUUCUUCAGUUUUCCUCGAACUAACACACCUGACAGAAGCUGCAGAGUGGUAUCAAAUAUAUGGGUUUGGUUUGUCUUUAUAUGCAGGUGUGCCACAGGUGAGGCAUGGCAGGAGAUCAUGUUAGCAAGUCUUCCAGGUAAACGCUGCGACCCUGAGUCCGACUGUGAACCAGGAGAAGAGUUCAGCUGUGGGAGUAACUUCGCCAUUGUUUACUUCAUCAGCUUCUUCAUGCUGUGUGCUUUCCUGGUCAGAAAAACACACACGGGCGCAGACUUACAUCAUUCACGCCGUCAUUAUGUUUACGCUCCGUUUUUGCCUCCUCAGAUCAUCAACUUGUUCGUUGCCGUCAUCAUGGACAACUUUGACUAUCUGACACGUGAUUGGUCAAUUCUGGGACCCCAUCAUUUGGACGAGUUUAAGAGGAUCUGGUCGGAAUACGAUCCAGAGGCCAAGUAUGUUUGACCACAUUGUCUCGAUCAGUUUGUGGUUAGCCUAGCUUUGCAUUAAACCAUUUUAUUCUCUUUUUAGACAUUUUGGCUCAGCGUUCCCUGUUUCUGUCUGAGUUGUAGUAAAGCAGUACCUUAAUGUUGCCUAUUUCAGGGGUCGCAUUAAACAUCUGGAUGUGGUGGCUCUGCUCCGGAGGAUUCAGCCUCCUCUGGGUUUUGGGAAACUCUGUCCCCACAGAGUGGCCUGUAAGGUAAAAUACAUAAAUCAAACCAUUUACCAGGAAUUUAAAGACAUCUGGUUAGUUUUGGGAUGUAGGUCUGAGAGGCUUUUUGGUCAGUGUAGACACCAUGAAUGGGCCCACCUGUAUCAAAUGUCUCAAGGUUCUCCUGGGUGACCCUCAAUCACCAAGUUAAAAAUAACAAAAAACGAUGCCAUCUACAGACCAGGACUGGGCGAUUUGGCAAAAAAAAUUACCAUGAUAUAUUUUGUCAAACUGCCAGUUUUAUAGCAUCUGCACUAAAAACUAAAGAAACUAGAGAUUAGUUCAACAUUUUAUUCACAUACAUCGUAAAUAACAAAGCAAAUUAAAUAAGAUAAACAUGAAAAAUAUAUAAAAAAACAUUUUUACUCAACAAUACAACAAAUAUAGAUAAAUAUUAAAUGACACAGUGAGCUAGUUUACAGUCCUGAGUGUCUCUGCAGGUUAAAAAUCUCCCCCUCAGGGAUAAUGAAGACGCUUUAAAUUGUAAACAUCAGAUGAUGUAAAUGUAGGUGAUAAGGUUGAUUGCUUUGGUCUGAUGUCUGCACCACUAGUUGUAGCUAAACUGCUUAUGUUACUUGUGCUGUGGCAGUGACAGGCUGUACAGACACCCUGCCCACAUUUUCAUGUUUUCCUCAUAAUCACUCCGGAAGAACUUUCUCAAAUAAUUAAAGGUGACCUGCCAUAAAAAUGUAAUUUUUGUGUGUUUUUGUGUCAUAUAAGGUCCAUAUUAUGUUCGUCUUAUGUUGUAAAUGUGAAAACAAACCGUUAAGUCGUUUGCAUUCUGUAAAGGUUUAAAAUAAAGGAACGGGUAAACCAGGCCAAUUGAAAAAGCAGGUCCUUUUGACGUCACGCUGACCUUGCUCAUUGUUAUUCACGAGCGCGUCCUCAGCGAGACCCAGCUACCACUGUAUCCGCUAUGGAUCUCUUCCAAACGACCAAGUUCAAGUUCAAGUUCAAGUUCAAGUUUCUUUAAUCGCCACACGGCUAGGCCGGUGGAAUUUUUCACAGUGCAGGUGGUAGCUGCGACAAUACACCAGAUAUUAAACAGACAUUGCACAGUUUACAGUGACAUGACAUGACAUAACAUGUGAAACGGGGUAACAUGGGACAUAUAACAUAAAACAUAAAACACAGACUUCACACACGUGGACCAUACGAGUUGAGCAGUCGUAUGGCAAGGGGGAAGAAGGAGUUAUUGUAGCGCUUUGUUGAACCACCCAGAGAUCCAAACCUUCUACCUGAGGGGAGGAGCCGGAAAAGUUGGUGAGCUGGGUGUGGUGGGUCAUCAAUUAUUUUGUAUGCCCUUGUGAUGGUGUGGUGUUUGUGGAUUGAGUCCAGUGUGGGGAGUUCACAGUUAAUGAUUUGACCGGUGUUUCCUUGGGUUCACUGCCGUGAAAAUGAACAGAAUGAAUGAGAAAACACCGCUGGAGAUCUCCGGCUUCUUCUUCAACUUCCACCUCCUCUUCUGACUCGGGGUCUAAAACAUAUGGUUUAAUAUAUGUCUAUGUCUAUGUCUAUUAUGUCUAUUAAUAUAUGUUUAAUAUAUGUUAUAUGUCCCCGAUUUAAGCGUUUCAUGAAUGAGAGCAAAAAUGUUGCGUGUGGGCUCGAACAACGGUUAUUACAGUAGCCGAAUAGGUAGGAAGCACAAGUAAGCAGUACUGAACAACAGUUCUUACAGGGGUUAUUACAAGGGGCAUGCGCUGCUACUAAAUAGUACCGAGACUUUGUCUGUGAUCACACAGCCCCUGCAGCCCCUGCACCCUCCCCGCAGCCGCCGCCGCCGCCGCCGCCGCACUGAAUAUCCCCGGAUAUCAUUACAGACAUCUGGGCACCUUACUUUAGCACACAUUAGCAAAAUGGAUAAACCGAAAUCUGAACCUCCACUGCUGAGCCAAUCAGAGCACGGCAGGCUUCACAGCUGCGAUCCAAUCAGAGCAAAGCUCAUUACCAUAAAUGCUAAUGAGCCAAAAUCAGUUGGUUUUCCUGUAAGGUUUUUUAGGCAAACUAAAACAAACCAUCAAAUAACUUUUCAGCUAAAAUUAUGUUGCAAACAUGAUCAGAGGACAUCAAGGAUUAUGAAAAAAUGAUAAAAAUGGGUAUGAAAUUUGAAGAUACCAGAACCACCGCCACACAACCGACAUUGAAUAACUUUUCUUCUCAACAAUAACAUCUUCAGAGGAAGACUCAAAGUCAUGGCUGACAUCUAUUUUGCUGCCCUCUGCUCCACGUUUAGCUCCACCUUUGGUCGUUCUGUUUACUUCCUGUUUACUUCUCCGGCAACUUACAGAAGUAAGCAGGAAAAGCUUGACUCUGAUUGGCUGUUGUCACGCACAUUUCCACCAUGUUUGAUCGAGUAAAUAUGCUCACAGCUGAUCACCGUGAUCGAACUAAUAUUCAUCACCAUCAUUAAUCGCUCAUUCCUACUCCAGACGCAGUCAGACAAUUACGUUUUUGUGUUGGUGUGUGAUCAGGUUGUUUUUACCUGUCUGUUUGGCCAAUCAGAAACUAGUAUUGGACCUGCGAGGUGAUUGAUAUGAAGGCAGGGUAAUGAUCAGUGAUCAUCCAUCUGGAGUCCCACAGGGAUCUGAUCUGGGUCCUCUUGUGUUCACGAUGGCUGUAACAGAAAUGCUUUAGUAGAUUACCAAUAAAGUUGACGCAGAGAGGUGAUAACAUCUGAGAAAUCGAGAGUAUACCGAUCUGAUGGUCAGGGUGUGCAGCUAGCCCCGAGCAUUAUGAUCCGACUUGUUUCUGUGGAAACAGGAAAUGAAGGAGGUCAGAUGGGCUGGUGAACUUUGCACAACUAAUCCUCACACUGCUUCUCCUCCUCAUCCUCUCCAUCAGCGUCUGGUAGCGAUGAACAUGCCUCUGAACGCUGACGGGAUGGUGACCUUUAACGCCACGCUCUUCGCCCUGGUCCGCACCGCCCUCAAGAUCAAAACUGAAGGUAUCUGAUUGGCUGACGCAUGCUGAUGUCACAGUGUUAACGAUAAUGUCAGACUGAUGCGAGACAGCUGUUUGCUCUGUUGCUCUGACUCUUUAGCAAAUCCAAACAUUUCACUGACAAUAAGUCCCAUACUUACAUAUGACCCACCCAUUUCGUGCUGUUGCUAGGUAACCCUGAGCAGGAGAACGAGGAGCUGAGGGCAAUCAUCAAGAAGAUCUGGAAGAGAAUGAAACCAAAACUGCUGGAUGAAGUAAUACCACCUCAUGAAGGUACUACUACUACUACUAAUACUACAAAAUACUCUAACACACGUAUACUUACACACCUGUCUCACCUGUCUGUGUUUGUGCAGAGGAGGAGGUGACAGUGGGGAAGUUUUACGCCACUUUCCUGAUUCAGGAUUAUUUUAGAAAGUUCAGAAAGAGGAAAGAAGUCGGAGACAUAACAGGAGAGGCCAACGCCACCAAUCCGUCAGCUGUACAGGUCUGUUAACAUGUCUGUUUACCUGUCCCUCUGUUGACCUGUCUGAUUACCUGUCUGUCUGUUAACAUGUCUGUUUACCUGUCCCUCUGUUGACCUGUCUGUUUAUCUGUCUGUCUGUUAACAUGCCUGUUUACCUGUCUGUUUACCCAUCCAUUCUUUUCACUGCCCCAUGUUUACAAGUGUAAAUGUACACCUGAUUGUUCACCUGUCAGUCUUUGUGCGCGUGUGUGUGCGUGUGUGUGUGUGUGUGUGCGCGCGCACACUCUCAGCUGUGUAAAGCAGGUCUAAAGACUCUGCAGGAUCUGGGUCCUGAGAUGCGUCUGGCCCUGAAUGAGGACCUGGAGGAGGAGGAAGAGGCCAUGAUGGAGGAGGAGGGGCUGGAGGAUAACUCAGGCUAUAAGGUUGGUAUUAAAGAUGGCGGUGGAAUGGUUACAUAAAGGGUUAAUUAAUGGACCAUUCUGGGCUGGAGUCUCUGUUAGGAGCAUCAGGAAUCUGCAGUUUUCUGGUUUAACUGGAGUUUCCUUUAGGGGGAAAACGGUUAUGGACCCGAGAAAGAUCGACGCAGCUCUUUACUGACGCCCACAGGUAAACACCCUGUGACAUCAUCCUGUUUCUAUAGUAACAUACAGCAGGUUUUGUCUCAUCAGCUAACACACGGUCAUUUUCUUCAUUUGAGCUUUAGCAUUAACCGUGAAUACGAACAGUAUCUCUGCUUCUAUAAAGUUACCUGGAACAUCAUCUAAAUACACACUUUGUCCACAGAGGGCGCCAAAAUCAAUUCAAACUAAAGGAGCUUUAAUCAUUUGUUGUCCUGCAGGCCCAGGAGGAGUGGUGGGUGAUGGCGCCGUGUCAAACGGCGGUCUGAUCCAUCGUGUCGGCUCUCUUACCAAGAUGCCAAAUGGCAGUGAACACGACGAUCACUAUCGCUGUGGAGACAACACAAGGUCUUCUGGCAAUCAUUACCAUCACCACCGCCCGCCAGGAAAGAACGGCCUACUGGAUCACACCUACAAGAGACCGUCAUCGUACCACCGUUACAGAAGGUAUGCUGUGGUAGACAUGAGUCCCCGAAUUACUCAGUCAUAGAUGUUCAUGUCUGUUAUUCACCUAGUUCUUUAACAUAGAUCAAUAUGAAAAAAGUUAUCAAUCACAGUUUGAUUGACAGGUGCCUCAACCAAUCAUAAUUUAUCUUUCUGCAGGAGGGAUUCAAGGGAUCAAUACUGGAGGAAUGGAGACAUGGAGGUGUACGGGGAGCAGGGAUACUACAGCCGGGAGGAGGGCAACGACAGCAUCACCACCAGAGACAGGUGAGACACUGACAUCUGACAGGUAACAGACAGGUGAGACACUGACAACUGACAGGUAAAGGACAGGUGAGACACAAACAACUGACAGGUAACAGACAGGUGAGACACAAACAACUGACAGGUAACAGACAGGUGAGACACAAACAACUGACAGGUAACUGACAGGUAUGACACUGACAUCUGACAGGUAACAGACAGGUGAGAUACUGACAACUGACAGGUAAAGGACAGGUGAGACAACGACAACUGACAGGUAACAGACAGGUGACACACCCACAACUGACAGGUAACGGACAGGUGAGACAACGACAACUGACAGGUAACAGACAGGUGACACACCCACAACUGACAGGUAACAGACAGGUGAGACACCGACAUCUGACAGGUAACAGGCAGGUGAGACAACGACAACUGACAGGUAACAGACAGGUGACACACCCACAACUGACAGGUAACGGACAGGUGAGACACUGACAUCUGACAGUUAACGGACAGGUGGUACACCGACAACUGACAAGUAACAGACACGUGACACACCAACAACUGACAGGUAACAGACACAUGACACACCGACAUCUGACAGGUAACAGACACGUGACACACCAACAACUGACAGGUAACAGACACAUGACACACCGACAUCUGACAGGUAACAGGCAGGUGAGACACAGACAACUGACAGGUAACAGACAGGUGAGACACAGACAACUGACAGGUAACGAACAGGUGAGACACAGACAACUGCCAGGUAACAGACAGUUGAGACAUCAAACACUGACAGGUAACGGACAAGUGACACACCCACAACUGACAGGUAACAGACAGGUGAGACACCGACAUCUGACAGGUUACAGACAGGUGAGACACUGACAACUGACAGAUAACAGACAGGUGAGACACUGACAACUGACAGGUAACGAACAGGUGAGACACUGACAUCUGACAGGUAACAGGCAGGUGAGACACAGACAACUGACAGGUAACAGACAGGUGAGACAACGACAACUGUAAGGUAACAGGCAGGUGAGACACAAACAACUGACAGGUAACAGACAGAUGAGACAACGACAUCUGACAGGUAACGGACAAGUGACACACCCACAACUGACAGGUAACAGACAGGUGAGACACCGACAACUGACAGGUAACAGACAGGUGAGACACUAACAGGUAAUGGACAGGUGGGACACAGACAGGUGUGGGGGCUGACAGGUGUUCUGAUGUAUCUUUGCAGACAUUACCAUGAUGAGCCUCCUCUGUACAGAGACCAUUAUGAUGGCCACAACCCCUACAGCAACAGUAACUAUGGUAACAGCUACAAUGAGAGCAGAAGGACCACCAGGAGGCGUUUACUUCCUGCUACACCUACAGGUGAGGUGAUAUCCCAUGAUGCUCUCUUUUGGCAGCUGUGUGGGGGUUGGCUGAGACAUGAGCAUAGACAUUCACUCUUUCCCUACAUCAUUAAAAUGUGUGGUGACCACACAGUAGCAUGGUGACUGACGCAGGUCAGUCUGACCCACUCUGAUGUAGUCUAGGAGAAAACUGUCAUCUCCAGUUGUACCUAGACUCUCUCUCCUUCUGCUUCACUAACGAUAAAUGACCGUAAGUAUAACAUUUUCAUGAUGUUAUUCGUAAAAGGGUCCCGUCCAUGUUUGUUUCGUUGUUGUCCGUCAGGUCGGAAGCCAUCGUUUAACAUCCAGUGUCUGAGAAGGCAGGGCAGCAGUGACGAUCUGCCAAUUCCGGGGACGUACCACCCCACCUCCCCACCACGCCGCGCACGCAUGCAGGUAACGCACAUGUGUAACACCACACCUGUUUCAAGCAGACACCUCUCUUCCUAGUUUUAACAGUACCUUCCUCUCCUUCCUUCUCCUCAGCAAACGUACAGCAGUUAUGAGUCACGACACUCGACUGGUCCAUCUCCUGCAGCAUCCUCGGCAUCCUGGGCGAACCCGUGUCCACGCCGAGGUCGCCUCCUUUAUGCUCCCCUCAUCCUGGUGGAGGAGGAAGGCAGCCCACCCUGGGGAGGAGGAGAAAUGAAGAAGGGAGGAGCAGGAAGAGGUGAGUGACUGUAAAAGAAGAAAAAGGAUUGUUUGAUUUUGGCUCCACACUGCUAGCAUGUUAGUGUGGCUUGCCAAUAAAACGACAACGAUAUAUAUCUAAAAUUAAUUUCCUUCAAUAUCGAUAUUAAACAUGGUCAAUAUGCUUUUCAAUAGAUGGCAUUCUGCCAUGUUUUGGUAGACUAUAUGAAUAGCCAAUGAAAAGGGGAGUUGCUCCUGGUCCGCUUCGCGCUGAACCAAUCAUGUGCUGAAUCAGAACAAAGUAUCAAACAACUGUGUCGUAGCAGACAGCAGCUCCACCCAACCAUAGCACUUUAACAGGUGAAGCCGACAGCACUGUUGGUGAGAAACAAAGAAAAUGAGUGCUACCCCCGACAGAAAUGACCAUGAAGGCUCAACAGAUGACGACAUCGUCGACAACACUGGCACGAAAACGUCGGUGGUGUGGAGGUAUUCUGGUUUUUUGAGGUCGGACAUGAAGCAGAGUAAUGUGUACAGAAAAUUAUGUCGAGUACAUGUUCUCGUAAAGUCGGGGAAUACCUCAAAUCUUUUUCACCACCUGAGGCAGCGUCAUGCGGCAGAACGCACGCAACACAAAAGGUUACAAACCUGAGCGGAGCAAGGAGCCCAUGGCGCCUGUGCAGCGGAAACAGCCAACCAUUCAGUCUGCUUUCUCUAGAGCGAACACCUUACGACAAAACGUCAAAGAGACACAAAGACCUCACAGAUGCAGGAGAUUAUUGUACUGCAAAAGACAUGCUACAAAUAGGCACUAUUUAAUUUCAUUUUUUAUAUCGUGAUAUAUACCAAUAUCAACUGAUAAGAAAAAAUAUAUUGUGAUAAACUUUUUCACAUAUCGCCCAGCCCUACAUGUUGGCAUCUUGUAUUUCACCCAGACUUGUUAAAAACACUGGAGCAUGAGCUACGAGAUUAAAACCUGACCUCAUCCAGACAGGAAGUUGUUAACUCUAACUCACCAGGCAUGUUACUGUCGACAGGUGUCAGUGUGACAGGUGCAGCACCCAGACCAGCCUGGUAUGGCAGCCCUGGAGGGACAUCAGGUAAGGAUGAACUGUACAGCAGCAUGAGUGUGCACUCGUCCCUGUCAUUUUUCUUUUUCUCAAACUAACGAACCAAAAAAUUCUUAAGAAAAGUUCAACUUAACUCCGAAUCAUUAUACAAAGCCAUCAUCACUGUUGUCUGUUCCUGAGCGUGUCAUGUGACUGUGGUUGUGUUGCAGCUCCGCCCCCCUACAGAGCGUACACCACCCUCAGAGUCCCAUCGCAGCUCAGCACUCAGCUCACUGAGAAGCGAGGAUCAGCUGACAGUCUGGUGGAGGCGGUGAGGAAGCAUUAUGAGAUUCAUUGGUUAGUGAUCUUUGAACUCUGGUCACUGAUUGGUCGAUCUCUCUGCAGGUUCUGAUCUCAGAGGGUCUUGGUCUCUACGCUCGGGAUCCAAAGUUUGUGGCAUUUGCAAAGAGGGAGAUUGCAGAUGCAUGUCACAUGACGGUGGACGAGAUGGAGUCGGCCGCCAGCGACCUGCUCGGCACCAGGAGCCACAGUUUUCUUGGCAACUCUGCUGCUGACCCUGCCGCUCUCUACAGUGAUGAGGAGCCAAUCAGGACGGGUCGGGAUGAGGAAGAGCUGGCUGAUGAAAUGACCUGUGUGACAUCAUUCUGAUGAGCUGAGCGUCUGGACCAAUCAGGGAUAAGACUGAGGACGCAUCGCUGAUUGACAGGACAGUGAAUCAUUUAGAUGGCAAGAAAUAGAAGAGGAAGGGGCUUAAGUGGAGUGAUGUGAUGUAGACCUUAGGUUUCUGACCAAUCAGAGGGGACAUGAGAUAAAGCAGAGACAGAAGAAGACUUUCAGAAGAGAAAGAGGAAGUGCAGGAGGACGAGUGGCAAGGAGACGUCGUCAGAGUUCACAGAUACAGGACGGCCCCCAGCGGAGUCUGGCUCAGAGCUGUCAGGUCUCUAUGGUGACCGGUUUUGUCUCUUGAUUACAAAGCUGCACUGAAUCAGGUUUUACCCAUAAUGCAUUGCUAGUAAUUUUCCAGUUGUAUUUUACCUGAAGGAUUAAGUAAUGACAGUAACUGAUAACAAGCUAAAGAACGCUAACCACAACCUAAAAGGGCAGCCGUUUCAAUAUGGAGCCUCUCAUUGCCGAUAGUUCGCAGACUCACAUCAGACUUAAUUUUACACAGGCAUAGACUUGAAUGCUAUGCUCACUGAUCAGUAACCUCCAGUGUUCAACAAUGAAACUUAUGACACAGUUCCAGAAACUGCAGUUCCUCUAGUGUCCACUAGAGGCUGUCUCCUGCAGUGAGUCAGUCCUCAAAGAGCCCCAUGUUAAAAGUUUACAGCAGAAAUAAACAUGUGUUCCUGGGCACAGGAACACUUUGGGCCUCUACAGCUGAUAUGUUUGGGUUCUGUUUGAGAUAGGAGUAUUGAAUACAUUUACAUAAAUGUAGGUGUGGCCUCUUUGACUGACAAGUGGGUUUGGCACAAUUUCGAAAAUGGCACUAACACUCCUGUAAACUCUGACAAAAUCAAAGACAACUUAAACUAAUCACAACCAGAGGAGAGGACUGGAGGAGGCGGUAACAGGACUAAAAAUGCUGUUAACAUGUCUACAGGAUUACCCUUCCUCCACUAAAAUCAUUUAACAAAGAACAAACACUACAAGAGUUUAUAGUAACCAGCAAAGAUAAGGAUAUCUCUCUUACUAUGACAGACCUGAUCAGUAUAUAAAGUGUCUCCAGAUCGGGUUAACACCACGGACCUAACGGCGCUCCCAUCGCCACAGAAGCCGUGAUCAGGUGAUCCACGCAGCACAAUAGUACGUUUACAUGAAACUUGAGAAAACCAAAUUAUUGCCUAUUAUUUCUCAGAUUAAGACCGGACAACUGAAGUGCAUGUAAACACCUUAGUCUGACUAUAAUCGGAGUUUGAGGGCUCAGAUUGGAGUCGGAAACCUCCGAUUAAGAUACCCAGAUAAUGAGAUUGGAAUUCGAUUUCCUCUACCAUGUUACCAGCAUUUUCGGAGUAUGAUCAGACAAUGCAUGUGCGUGUGCAUCUCAUCUGCAGAAAAAGUCGUACGUAAAUCAUGUACAAAAAAACAAUGCUGUACAAUGCUCCAUCUUCUUGCUCCAAAAUGCCCAGCAGCAGUUGUAAACACUUCUGAUGUCUGGCACACACCUGCUGUUGUUGUUGACGAUUGUAUGAAAAAACCCAUAUCGCCCCCUAGUUUUGGGGAGGAGGUCACGUUCACAUCAAUAAUUCGAUCUUCUCAGCUGCAUGUAUACGCAGACAAGGAGAGAAGUCUGAUUCAGCGGAAAAAAACGAAUUAUGAGCUUACUCCGAUUGAAAUGUGUAAGUACGUAAUCGCACUGAGUAUAAACAUCAGUCACAGUUAGUCUAAUAAUUAGCACAAAGCAGCUCACAGCAAUGAACCCUGUAGAGCGGGUGUCGGGUUGAAACAGUGCUGUAAGGUCAUUUUAGCAUCCUGUGCUGCCCCCUGGUGACCAAAGCUAAAGGUGAAACAUUAAUCUUUUAAUUGAUUUUCCUUUUAAUCCUUUAAUUCAAUUGAACAAGCAUCCUCCAGAAAAAGUCCAUUAUAGUUCAGUAAAGUUUGUGAUGGUAACUAGAAAGUUUGCAUGUGAAAAGUUUACAUAUUUUGAGAUGUUUUUAAGCUAAAUUGAGGAAACGGCGCAGGAGUAUGAUCUGUGUUGAAGGACAUGAAGGAGUUUUUCUACUGAUGCUGCUGGCAUCGUUGGCUCAUUAAGCAGUGAGCAGGAUUAUGCUUCUUAUUUUAUGUGUAUUUUUAUCACCAUGACUGAAGUUUUUGUCUUGAAUCAGACAAUGAACUGAAAAUAUUUUUGUGUUUUUGUUGUUUUUUAAAUGGACCGAAGAAAACUGAGUGUUUGUUCAGUGUGUUUUUUAAAUGUUUGAUAUUUUGUAUUCUGACAACUGAACUGGAUUUUUCUGUCUCUUUGACUACCAACAGUCGGCUGGUGUUUGUGUCUUGUCUGAAUUUUUGUGUUUCCAUCUCCUUUUGGGCUUUUUCUUUCCGUCAGUUUGGACUGUGUCCCAGCAGUUAAGGGCUUUUCAAAUCCAUGCCUCCAUUUCUCCAAAAAGACGUUCAAACUGCCGAUGAGCUGAGGAGCAAACAGCUCGGUCUGAAACCUUCUUUACCUCAAAUAAAGACUGAAAACAAGCCGCUGUCUGACUCAAAUGUCUCUAAAAGUGUUGUUAACGUGUUUGAGUGUGUAAAAAUGUUUUUCACUGAUCGAAAGAGUCAGUGAGGUGGGAAGUAAAAGUCUGAGUGAGCAGCUCCCUCUACUGGCUGACUCAGGUCACUGCAGCAGCUUCUUUAAUUAAGGAGGUUCAACAUCUGGAUUCAGACCUCACAUCUGUGUUGCUGCUGCCUGAGGACCUCUAGAUCUACCGGGACAACUGAGCAGAUUUAUUUUCUCAGCCCUUCACUGUCAUCUGUAUUUGUCAUGUUGUGUGACUUUAGCCUCCCUCUGUAAUGUCUGACUGCUGUUAAAAACCUUCAUUUACAAAACACACCUCUUUAUUUUCAUGUAUCCAUUAUCGAGCAGUCCACUUAAUCAUUGUCAGUGUAGAGAGUGAUUUGUGUAAUAAAAGCAGCUGAGGCAAACCAACCCAAACAGAUCUGUGACGAUAAGACAGCUGCAGAAAAACAGAAUCAAGGCUGUUCGACUGGAGGACUCUUCUUAUUUAUUCUCUGUUUAUCCAUCCAUUUAUGUCCAUUAAUCACUGACUUCUUCGAUCUCAGAGAAUAAAGACCGUAGUUUGGUAAAUGUGAGACUUCAUUCUCAUAACCUUACAGAUUUAUUCCUGUUACACUAAUGAUAAAGCUACAACCUUUUUUAUUAUUAUUACUCAUAAUUUACAACUCCAAUUUCAUGAAAUAAUGAAACAAAUUUAUUCUCAUAUUUGAUGAUUUAAUUUCUAUAUAUUUUGAAUCAUUCCUAUAAUUUCCUCUUUUUCACAUAAUUUACAACUUUAUUCUAAUAAUUUUAAACUUUAUUCUCAUAAAUUUUCUCGUUCUUAAAAUAAACAAUCAUAUCCUGUUUAAAUCAAAUCAAUUAUUAUUCAUUCAUUUACUGCUUUAUACUCACUAAAUGGACCUAAAGCUUGUUCGUUUACUGCAUUAAUUACAUACAUUAAAACCUGAUUAUUGUGGUGGGCCCAAACCUCUUCACACACGUCACACUGAAAAGAGUUCUGGCACGUCUACUGUUAAUGAUUUCACAUCUUCCUGUCGAGUCUGUGUCAAAAUCAGCGCGAAAAUUCAUUGAGACAGUCUCUCCAGCAGUCUAAUAGACUGGGUUUUACUCUGCAGUGAAAUAUUUGAGUUAAAUUAAGAAAUGUUUUCUUUUUUAAAAGGGAUAUUCCAGAGUAAAAUUAAUUUAGGGUCAAACUCACUGUAACACCGAGUUAGACACCCCCUCCAGAGAUGAAUGUUGCCGACCGCUUGCUUCUCUAGUUAUACCAACUUUAGUAACGACCGCAGGAUAGCAAUAUACAGCGUUCUGAGGAGCCAUAAACAAACCUCAACCAAAACGCCACUCUAUAGUCAGGAAUAAUGCUCAGAACAGCACCUAACUUCAUCAACAGGACAUAUAGGGUCCUAGCCAUAGUACUAGCCCCCAAACAUCUUUUUAACUUUGACUUAUUUCUUUAGCAAAGAGACUAAACACAACUCACCUACUCUCUUCCAGCAGCCACUUGUUUCUAGCGAGACCUCAGGCCAGUCCAUUACGGACUACAGCGGGGUGACGCAGCUCAAGGAAGAACAUUUAUUACCAUUUCUUUAUCAUUUCCUUGAAGUAAUAAUCAUCAUAUUAAUCAUUUUCCACUGCAGACGCGGUAGUUCUUCUGCCUUAGCAUCUCGGUCUGAUUGUAUUUCCAUGAAGAAAUGAUCAUAAAUGUUAUUCCUUGAGUUGCGUCACCCGCUGUAGUCCAUAAUG
Molecule: messenger RNA, 83903 nt
Organism: Xyrichtys novacula (pearly razorfish)
Lineage: Eukaryota; Metazoa; Chordata; Actinopteri; Labriformes; Labridae
Source: the annotation of a GenBank genome assembly